This is a messenger RNA of Xyrichtys novacula (pearly razorfish), 61693 nucleotides long. Lineage: Eukaryota; Metazoa; Chordata; Actinopteri; Labriformes; Labridae. The record is from the annotation of a GenBank genome assembly.
AGGCGAGGAGGAGCUCACCAACCACACGGUCGUGCGCGUGAACGGGAGGCUGUUAGACGCUCUUGGAUUACCGGGCAGUCAACUGUCACCGCUCACUACGGCUGCAGACCGGCGCCCUGCCCGGCGCUCCUCUCCUGCGCGCACCGCCGGUCAUUAAAUCAUCAUAAAGAGGUGUUUACCUGGACACAGCUGCGGCACUAGAAGCGUUUGAUUGAUUGUCAUUGUGGGUUUAUGUCCGUGGAUGCAAGAAAAAAAGUUUUCUAUUGACGCGGCAAUAAAUAGGAGCGCAGAAGCUGGGAGUCAGCCUCCGAGGAAGGACACCGGGCUCCUCUAAACCUCCUCUACAACUGUUUGUGUCACUAAAAACCUACAGAGGAAAGGUAAGCCCCCGGCUGGAGAUUUCUCUUCUUUAACUUCUUUAAGUCACUGCUGUGAAAGGUAUUAAUACUAUUCAGCUGCCGUGGUAAUAUCCUCACUCUGUCAGUCUGCUUGAAUCCCAAUUUGUCCCCCAUUUGUCACGUUUUUUGGGGCUGAUGAAGAAGAAUCCAAUUUUCUUUGCAAUGCAUGCUCGUGACGCAACAUGAAUUAGGUUUUCAGUUCCCCAUUUUUUAAUGCUGUUAAAGGGAUUAGGAAAGCAUGUAGAUGGGCUGUUUGAAUCUCAACACCAGUUAAGCUCAAGAUGUAAGCAAGAGGAAACACACAAAAAUGAGGAUGACUCAUACUCAUGUUGUGGAGUCUGUGAUGCUUUAUUUAUAAGACUGAAAACUCAAGCCAAGGCUGGAAUUUGCUCUCAUUUGAUUGAAACUAUGAUGAGUGCAUGCACAUAUGCAUGCAUAAAUCUAUGAUUUUAUGGGUUUGCAAGCUCAACCUAAAGUUAAUCUAGGAAAUGCAAUGAUUUAUGGUGAAUUUAAUAACGCUUAUUGCUCAGGAGUAAUGGAAAUGAUUCCUGCAAAUUAGAUAUUCAUGGUGAGUUAUUGCAAAUUGGUAGAGGUUUUCAUGUGUAGAGUACAAACUGCGCACCUAAGGCAGCUUUAAAGCUCUUUUUUUUGCAGCCACAGAGAUGUGAAGGAGUGUUACAGAUGAAUCCAGUCAUGUCACACACACAAACUCGAGGCGUAUUCAUACAAGUCACACAAACACAACUGUUAAAUCCACACUGGCUUGUUCCUCUCUUUGAAGAAAAUAAGAUACAUGCUUAAAAGGAGUUAUCAUGCAGCAUACAGUGCAGAAAAGUGGGCACGUACACACACAUUAAAGGUCAAUGCAUGCAACCUUUCCGCACUUGCAGUAUUAAUCACAGUGACAAACAAAAAGAGCAUGGCGACAGAGCCAGGGGUUAGACUAAAGCUGCUUUCGGCUUUGUUCACAGAAAAAUCUGCAGACUUCUGCAGCCAAAUCCAAACCCUAGAUCGACUUCUUUUCUUCUGAUAUGUGUGAGAAUUUUUAACAUAACUUUAAAACCACCCUCAUGCUUUCACAUCGGUUGCAUUAACCAGUUUAUGGAAAUAAAGCAUUCCUUCAUGCACCCACUUUUCCAGAACCACAGGCCGGAAACAAAUGAAUCCAAAAUCAUCGGUGAAUGCUGCGUGCCUGCAUCAGUUCGCUCUCCAGUCGUGGCAGAAAUGGUGCAGAAAGUGACGUGCAAUGCCUUGAAGAUGUUUGCGGCUAUAUUGGGAUCCUUCUUUUGGGGAUUCCUUUGAGUUUACGUAAGCGUGUUUAAAGUAAUGGCUUGUGUCAUUCGGAGGUUUUAUAAGAGGCAAGGGGAGUGAAGUGGCUUCAGUGAGCUGAUGUGACUGAAAGGAAUGAGGCUCCUCUUCAACUCCAGAUAUACAAAUAUAAUGUGCAAUACAGAUGGAGACAAGAAUAGCAGCAGACAAACAGGCCGGCUGUCAAAGAAAGAGAGUGAGACAGAAAGGGGACAAAAUGAGGAAGACAGGCCGAGAUGUGUACAGCGCCCUGCAGUGAGCGGGGCCCGUCUGGCUGUCUUUUGAGUCUGGGAGAUACGUUUGUCAUUCAUCAUCCCACACUCUGUCUGUGUGUCUGUCUGGCUGCCCCUUGGUCUGGACGGAAACAGGUGAGCAAGCAAGCAGCAAAUCUGCUCCCUUGUGAAAGGACCAAAGUGAGCAAUGGAAGAGCCAGAGGAGGAGGGGGGAGUGAGUGAGCGAGAGAGGUGUGCUGGAAAAGAUGAAAAAAGAAAAAUGGGCGAAUAAAAAAAAGUGACCACAGUGGGCGAGACAUCAGUGACCGCAAAGUGUUUUAGGACGAAAAAAGUGGAUGGCACAUCUUUGCGCUUUUGUGCAGACAUUUGGACUACCUUCUCUUGGCAUUUACACGACACACAGCCUAGAUAUCUGUCAUGCACGCACAUCAUGUAACUGAGUCCCAUCUCUCAAUGAAGGUCAGCAGAAUAUCCACUACCUGUUGUUAUUCCUCCAUAAUAAUCAAGCUGAUGCCCCAUGUUUUAUUCAACGGCACAUGGAAUGAGCCACAAUGUCAGAACGUAUCCACCCGCCUGGGCACUGUAAUCACGGGCGAGACAAUGCUCGAUUUACUGCUGAGGACCUACAGUGAUACUUACCCUGCUGCUCCCUGUGCAAAGAAAAUCUGAGGAAUCAUGUGAAGUAGCGUAUUUAGGCUGCAGAGUCUCAGAUACAGAAAGCCCUUUUUUUUCUGACCCAGAGCUGCUGCAUGCCACUUGGAAGAUAUGGACGAUUUUACUGGCAUGCAAUCAACUUGAAAAAGCUGAAAAACUGAGCCAGGUUAAAUAUUCAGAUGGUAACAUUACAAUUUCCAUGCUAACAAGCAGUACAUAAGGGUGUGGUUUAAUAUCCUGUUAUGCAUUAAAUAGCUCUGCCAUGCAAGACCAGCUUUUUCUUUUGUCCUACCAAAGACACAGAGGUACACAGCUGGGUCUGAGUAAAAUGACAGUGAUGCUUAAUAGGCAUUAAAAGGAAAAGAUCAAUCAUGCAAGCUGGAUGUAGUUUAAGAUGUGAUCAUAUUUAAGUAAUGCAAUAUGUGCAGCAGAGCUACGUCUCUUAUUUCUGUGCACAAGUCAGAAAUAAACCUUAGUGGCAAACUUUGGGAGAUGACAGGAGGGUCUGCUGUUGUAAAAUUCAAUUUCACAGUCAUCUGUUCCAGUUAUCUCUGCACCGUUAAGCUGUUUACGGAGCGCACUUGGUUAGAGGAGCAGCUUUAGAGAAAUGAGAGCUCGCAGUAUUUGAAUGAGAUUUAUGACUGAAGUUACUCAAGACUCCAGGUAAGAGGUGCACAUGAAUCAAAAAUAUUCUGUUAUUCGAUACAAAGUGCUAUAACUCCUGUCUGAAAAAGGUGCAUUCACGGGGCUGUAUGUAGUACAGUGAGCUGUGGUAUCAAUAGGUGGUGCUAGAAUAGAGUGAAUGGCUCUGGAGAGAGAGGUCUUUACAACACAUGUGAUGUAUGUGUGUUAUGAAGCGAGGCAUGUGGACCUAUCGCUUUCUGACAGGUUAACAUUAUCAUGAAAAUGUCAUUCUGUCUCCCCCUGACUUCAAUACAUGAAUCCUAUUUGCAGAAAUGCUACUUAAAAUGCUACAGCUGUGCAGCUAAUGACAGACGUGAUUCCGUACUUCCCCUAUUGAUUGAAUGUUCGCUGUUAGAAAUCAUGAUGGUUUGUUAGCAGAUUUGUGGUACAUGCUGUUUCAGAUCAGCUUCUUAUUAUCUGAACAGUGUAAAAGUAUCCUUGGGUCAAAAAGUAUCCUUUAUCUGUGAACUUCAAAAACUACUUUAAGGAAAGGUGGGGUUGUUGCGCUUUGACUGACAGCUGUCGUAAAUGACGAAUUAGCUCACCAGUAAGUAGCAUUAAAUUCAACUUUCUUCUAAAUUCAAUUUGAAAGGUUUUCCUUUACAUAAAGAAGACUGUUUUUUAGCCUCCAAAAUCCUCUUUUCAGGCCACCUGUAAUGAGCGAACAGCUACUCUGCUUCAUGUUUUUAUGCUUGCAGCAAACUGGUUAGCUGAAGACACGAGCAGAAAUAACCCAACAGAAAGCAAACACAGAGAGUGUAUCUGCUGCUACAAGUUUCUGUGUGAAAUAUUACAGCUUCUUAUAGAGGAGGAAAAUUCUUUGAUAGUCUUCUGGAUGUCUCUGAUUCAAACAUAAUAACUUCUGUGUAAUUAGCAUGCUAACGCUCGUCUUGUUUUUCUCCUUGACUCACAGGUGUUUACUUUUCAUUAGCAGCAGUCUUUGCUUUUCUCUCUUUUUCCUUGACAGUUUUCACUCUGCUCUUUUGUUUGGCUUUUUUUUUUAUCCUCCUUCCCUUCUUUAUCUAUCUCCAUUGUGUCCUCACUUUACUCUCCUCCUGUCUGUUUCUUCUUGUUGGGUUUAUCAGUGACCAGACCGGCACAACAACCUACUUCGUCUUAUUCUAUUUCAUUUUCUCUGUCUGCGUCGCCUCCUGUCUUUCUCUCUGUCCUCUUGCUCUUUGUCCUUCACAGUUAAUUGCAUUCUCAGCCUCCCUAUUACUCCCAUCCUCCCACCUUUAUUUAGGUCUAAACCUUUUCCCUUUCUGCCUCCUAUGUUUGGUAAGAAAAUACUUAUUGGGGGGUUUUCCGUGUUAAAGUGACAACCUCUGAUAGCUUUCUGUCGCUUCGGGAGACACAGCCACAAAGAGAGCUUUAUUGAGGCUCCUGGACACAGAUAGGUCAGACUAAUAGCUUGUCCUCAAAAGGUCAUUUGAAAUACUGGUUUUAAGUUGGUCUGGUUUAUAUGUGAGGUUUCCUUCUGUACUUCUCCAGAUCUUCUUUGCUGCUUACCGGCCAGGUGUGCUGAUUAUCACUCCAGAUAUGCUUUUUCUGUAUUUUCCACGAACACUGACAUUUAGAGUGACGCACUGGGAUAAAUUUGCCUCCCAUACCCGGGAUUUUGCACUCUCCCAUAGCAGCGAUGCAUCUGUUUGCACAUGCACGUCCAAUCUGUCAGCAGUGGCACAGAUAGUGAUCUUUUAUUAGAGUGAGCUUGUCUAAGACUUAAUAUGUCAAAGGAAACGUAAAAAGGUUACAGAAUAAGCAGGGAAAUGGUUCUUGGGAGAACCCUCAUAUCAUUUCCUGGUGGAAAGAUUUCAGCCUACUUUACUUUGAAGUUGAACACAGGAUAAAACAGUUUACAUUGAUCCUGCCUCAUAUGGUCAGCAUGCUCAGAGUUUUCAGUGUCUCUCCUGAUCUAAAGAGGAAAAACUGCGAAUAAUGACCUCUUUGCUGAGAGAUCGUUUCAGAAAUCAAAAUUCUCCAACAUGUAAAACAGUUCCUGCAGUAUUUCAUGUUGCAGAAUGAUGUUAUUUGAAGUGAUGUUUUGUGUUUGGUAUGGUAACAGGGCAGGAUUUAUUUUCGAGUGAACACAGGAAGGAACAGGAUGAACGAUCUGAUGAAAAGUGUUGUUGAAUGACCUGACGUUAGGUCAUUUUGAACAGUAGAUGAUCCAGAAAUCAUUUGGAGGCCCAGAGAGAAAUGAACCACCCCGUGAAAGGAUCCCUGCUGUUCACCAUUGUAGUCUCUCUCUCUUUCUCUCUCUCUCUCUCUCUCUGUCUCUCUGUCAGGGGGUCUGAGAGUGAAGCACAGUGUGGCUAAAAGUAAUUAACGUAGCUUACGUUUCCCUCUGAGGGCAGCUCUGUGUGUGCUGCGAGACACUGUGAAUUCUGACUUAUUAUAAUGUCCCUCGACUACUAGACCAUUCAUUGAUUUCCUUUGCCUGGUUGGCUCUUUUUCAUCCUGGUUUUGGCUCUUAUUUCAAGUCCCUGAAUGAAUCACAGGGUCGGCUCUAACACCGGGUGAAAUCGGCUCCAAUUAAGGUCUGCGUGAUUGAUUGGUGGUCAAGGAGGGAUGUUACACCAAUUUUGGAGGUUGUGGACAAAAAGGGUUUUUGCUGUUUCUAACAAAGUUGGUUCUUUCGUUUGUUUUUUUUCCUCUCUGUGUUUGGAAAUUUGGAAGUGCAUUUUGAGAUUAAUGCAACCUGGUGAACAUUACUUUUUAUUCCCAUUAAAUGAGUGGUUUCUGUGCAACCCUACUUGUUGCAUAACCUUGGUUAUACUUCAAUGUUGUCUUAUGCACAGCCUGACCAACAAUGACUGUGUGCUUUAUCUGAGUUCUUUUAAAAUCUUACCGAUCUAAUGUCAGACAUAGAGCAGGGUUUUGGAGGAGAAUGUGCUUGCAGGCACAUUUCCUGUUUGUUGUUACAAUAACAGUGAGUCACAGAGCUGCAGAACGAUGGGGGCUUGUUCUUAUUCUGAGGGUCUAAGAGGGCUUCAGGGGCUUCAGGAUGAGGCUUCAGGGGCUUGUUGAGCAGAAAGAGUGAUUUGCAGUAUACCUGAUCUCUUCUUGAGGAGCUUACCGCUCUCUCUCUCUCUCUCUCUUUCACUGUUUUACUCCCUUUUUCUUUGUCUACGCACAUAAUUUGUCUUUUAUCGCCUCUACUGUUAAUUGAAUGCGUAUAAUGUUUUCUCAUUUUCCUCUCCUGCUUUCUCUUUGUUUAUCCCCUCCUCUUUUAAUUUCUAUAUAUUUUCCCCUCUGGCGACAGUAUUAAAGGACUUUGAGAGUGCUCCAGCUCCUAUUUUAAUUAUCCCACUGGCUGCCGUGCGUACUCGUGAUAACAGCACCCAUCCCUCUCACUCGGCCUGUUUUUCUCUGUCUGUCUGUUUACAGCUUGUAGCACCCAGACACAUCCCACUCUCUGACCCAGUGGAGCGUGCUAGGAACACUGUGCCCAGAAGGGAAUCGUGGUUAAUGCCUUUCGGCCAAGUCCAGCUACAAAAUAGUUCUUUAAUUGGUUUCCCAUCACCCUCAGCUGCAGUGUGCUUCCUCUGUGGCUGCACAUUGAAGCACAUGGGAGUUAGUGAAAUGGGACAAAAGACGUAUGCUAAUGGGGUCUUUGUGCAUCUUUGCUUAAAGUUUUUUUUGUUUUUUUUUUCAUUCAAGUAUUUUGCAUUGUUUGGUCUGGGUCUGUUUUUCUUGUUUGAUCGCCCAGUAUCACUUCCUGUGUAGAGUUGAUCCUAACUUAAGGAAUACAGAGGAACUUUAAGCAGACUCAGAAUCUAAAAUGCAAAAAUCUGCAGCCUUAAACUCAUGGAAGCAUGUCGUGGUCUGAGAUUACAUAUUCCAGAUAAUGAUGGAUACAUCAUUUUUGUAUUUCUAUUUUCUACUUCCAUCAGACUUUGACUGUGGAAACAUGUCUCUUAUAAAACACUGUAAGUGGCAGAGGCAGAGAGGAGGGGCCUUUCUGGAGGAGGGUCCUCCCUCAUGGCGAUAAUUGAGAGCAUGCUGUGAAAGAAUGCAUGAUUUUUUUAAAUCCAUUUUUUUGUUUUAUCUCUGGAAUUGAAAAGGCAAGGUUAUCUUUUAGAUGUGAAUUAUGAUCUGCAGAUGGAUAGGGGGAAUAGAGGGAGCGGUACAGUCAGUCACUCACAUGACAGCACAGGCUAAAACUCAGACCAUCUGUCUCCAUCUCUCUUCACUCUGAACUCAGACUGCAGAUCUCAAGGGGGAUGUUUUCAAGCUCAGGUAAAUUUAAACUGGAACACAUGAGAGUACUUAAUAAAAAAUAGGUUUUUCAGUCUGGCUCUGUUAUUUUUUUAACAAUUAAAAUUGAAGUUGAGUAAAUAUACGCUGAAUGAUGAACCUUUUGUUAAACACGUCUCUGGCAAGAAAGAAGUUAUUACUUGUCCUGAAAUGCUUUAAAGCUUAUGUGAGGAGUUUUUGGUGCUAGUGGAAAAAAGCUGAAGUUAAUACUGAUACCCUUGAAUGACCUACAGAGGCAAACAAGGCCACUAGUGUUUCUUUACUGUUAUUUUUACCGCCUCAAUCUGAUGCUCGUGGAGGUAGGUGACAAAAGAGAUUUACCACUAGUGUGCCGAGGAGUUCAGUGGUUAAUUGUUAAAAGUAACCAAAAAGGGAUUUCUGUCAUUACAAAUGACUAUCAUCAAACUGAUAAGAGGUGUGGACUCCAAAAUUAGCACAGACCAAAAGUUCCUCACAGGAGCUUUAAAGUUAUUUGUGUAUAACUUAUGUGACUCUUUGGUUAUAGGGUCUAAGUCGGUUUAAUUUUGUUGACUUGAAAUGAAUCCUUAAACUUAAUUAUAGGUUUAUAAAACAGUGCUAGAAAAGAACAUUAUAACACAAUGUUUAAAUACAACAUUAAUGCCCCUGUUAGGAACUUUUGCUUUGUAUCAAUUUUGGCUUGUGGCACCUUCUGACAAAAAUAUUAAUUCCACUGACUCCUGACAAUCAACUCUUUCAUUUUUUGUGGAUAUUUAAUAUAAAAAGAGGGUGGUUUCUUCUUUUCAACUGACACCUACCCCCUCGCAAUAAUUUCAGGCUUUAAAAAAAUACAGAUUAAAAUUAACAGUGUUGGCACUGAUGGUCUUGUUUGCUUUUUGAUAUCGUAAAAUAGCAUAAAUAUCAAUUUCAUAAAUGUCAAAAAAACAUAUAGCAUAGGGGGACAGUACAAAUAUGUCAGUGGGUAGAACAGUUUAGUAUAAGAGACAGAACAGGAUAACUGAGUGACAUUGUUCCCCUGCAAUAAUCAGCCUCAUUUUAAUAACAGUCACAUUGUUUUACAUGAAGUGGUGUGGUGUUCGAGGCACUCUGUUCAAGCAGGUCUUCAUGCUGGACUUAAUUUUGAUAAUGCUAAUGGAUUAUUAUGAGGCGGACUGUGAUAGCAAUGGCCAUCAGUGUACAGCCAUCUACUGAUUAGUUAAUAGUGGGCCAAUUUGCAGUGUACUCUGCUGCCCAGACUCUUCCUGGGCUGUAAAUGGCUGCCAUGAGCAUGGCACAGAUAAUGGUAAUGGUAUCAGACGGAGAGGAAAUGGGGGACUCUAGUCACCUCUGUGAAUAUAUGUGUCUGCAUGUGUGUGUGUGUGUGUGUGUGUUAAAACAGGAGCAUGUGGACUGGCAUAAGGCCAGCAGCAGCACACAUUUCAACUCCAGCCAAACCUCAUGAGCUACAGACUACCUUCAGUUCACUGCUGAUAAGGACUAAUAAACCACAAUGAACUCAUUGGCCAAAUGCACACAAGUAGAGAAAGCGAUAAAACAGAUCCCCCAGUUCAUGUUUUAUUUUAAUGGGCUUUUAAAGAAAAUUCAGACACAUUAUUGAAACUGAGCCUGAAACUAAGAGAUAUGAGUUCAUUUGGAGAUUUUAAAGAGCAGUUACAUUAUCUCCAACAGAUGUUUAGUGAAUUACUUUAGCAAGAUCCUGUACAUUUGAAGAAAUAACACUUUAAGUCCUCACUCUAUACAUUGAAAAAAAGAUCUGAACCUUCAAGGCACAUGAUCAAUGGAUUGAAGAAGACACGCCUGCAUGUCCAAAUUCUCCGUCAUCACAUCAUCAAAAUGUGUGAUUGGUCUCAGGAGUCUGUUUUUAUGAAAGAGAUGUGCUCAGCAAUAGUAUGGUUUUGCACUGAAGUAAGGUUUAGUUUUAUUUAUGCUGUUUUGCAAAGAAUAAAACAAGGUUCCAAUCAUAUGAUUUUUUAAUCAUGCCACUGUCAGAAGGUGCUGAGCUCAGCCCAGCAUUAGAGCGGCAGCAGCAAGUUAGCCUGUUUUCGAAAGCACAAACAUAGAGAUGCACAAAUAAGAACAUAUAGGUUUAAAGUGUUCAUUUUGCGAUUUUGCAGCCUAAAAAAACAGCCAGAAACUAGCUGCGUACGCUAGUGUCCCACUUUCAUGCUUAAUUGAGCUAGCUGCCUUUGCAUUCAAAAAACACAGCCCUUACCACCUUAGAAAGUCAAAAAUUCUGAUUUCCACAUGAGCAUUUGGGGUCACUCCUUAAAGUAUAUUGCAGGUGAUCUUACCCUCCCUAUUACAAUGUCACAAUCACACCAAGCGCAAGUAAAAUCAUUUGCAAGAGUGAAUAACAUGUAAAGUCAAUUAAAAUACACAUGGCUGUGUAUGUGACUUCCAAUGAUUUUGUAGUCAGCCUCAAGUGGACAUGGGAGGAACUGCACUUGCACAUUGGCUUCAUUUCUGAAGACCAGAGGUUGCUGCUUGUUCUAGUUGUGUUCUUUGAUUUGUAGGAAUAAUACAUCAACAUUUCUGUUUAAGUCUUUACACUGUUUCCUGUUGUAGCAAAGUUAAGAAAUAAAGUUAAGCUAGGUGGCAAUACAAAUAAAACAAAUACAGUAUACUAUCUAUACCAAUCAAUUAGUGACUUAAUCCUUAUUUAUAUUGCCUCAUAGACUUUACACAGAGACAAGAUCAGUCUUAGCCUUUCUAAAGAUUCAAUCUCAUAUUUACCCACCAGACUCAUAUAAAUGGAGAUAUUAUUAAAAAUCUGAAAAUUGUCCCCAUAUACAGAACAUUUCUGGUGUUCAGACUUUUUAUAGACUGUGUAUCCUUCAUAAUAACCCGUUAAAUGAUCUUAUUAGCCUCUGAAAAUAAUCAUUAAAGAUGGAGAGGAUGACUGUGAGAGAGUAAAGUAGCUCCUUACACAUGAGGAAUUUUGUUAUUAGCCCUACUCUGGACUGCAGUCAAUAAUCCAUGCUUUGCUAAGGCAGUUUAAUGCGCUCUAAACUACAGGCUAGGUGCUAGGGCAUGACCAAUCACAGGGUGUGAAGGAAUUAUUCCCCUAAUUUACAUAACAUUGAGCUGCAGAUACUUUUAAAUUAGAAAUGCGAACGGCAAAAUAUUAGACAGAAAAUAAAGCAUAAAUGAGGCAUAAUUAAAGGACAAACAUUCAAGGCGAAAGACCUAUGAUGAAAGUAAUGCAGAAAGUGAGCUCUAAAACUUCAGAGGUGUGUUCCUAUGUCAAGAUUCGUCGAGGCAGAGGAUUAGGAUGGUGGCAGGUUGAUUGAAAUACUCUAUUCUGCAACAUCUAGAUGGAAGUAAGAAUAGCAGGCACAAGGUCAAAGGGAUAUCAGGGAGGAGAAGAGUUCUUGUGUAAUAGAGUUGCAUCCUCACUGAUGUAAUUAGAGCUGUAACUGAAAGACUAUAGAAAUCAGCCAACUGUGUCUGUUAAUGAUGUGGGAACCUUAUCAUCACAGGCUUGGUUUCAAUCCAGGCGGUUGAGCAUAGGCAGAAGCAGCAAGCUCAUCUAUUUCUACUGGUCCCAGUCGAGCUUGAUUUUAUUUCAUGUUUGGAAAAAAACCCUGCUUUUCUGGACUGCCUGGAUCUUUUUUCCCCCUCAUCUACAUGAGAAUGACUUUCUGACAAAUAGAAAAGAAACAUUUCUAGUAAAAUGGUUGUGAUCAUUAAAUGUGUUUACAUGGAGGGUUAUUACUUGGAAACAGGCAGUGAAGUCAAUCCAAGUGGUGUGUGGUAGGAUGAGUGUGUGUUAGUCUAUGCCUCUGCUCUGAACAAGAUGGAGAAGAAGACUGGCCAACAAAUCCUUUCUGACCUUAAACAGAGUGGUAUUCAAGGGUUAAUAACUUGUGGUACACUGUGAGAGAAAAAAGUUGAUUAAUUCGUCUGUGUGUGUACAAGUGGGUUUAACACAAGCCUGUCUAAACUUUACUUUGCUGCUUCAGUUUUAUCCUCUCCACUGCUCUUCUGGGUUCUGAUUUAGCAUUUCAAGGUCGACUGAUUAUAUGUACAGAAAUCCCACUAUAUGGCUAAUAUUAGUACAUUUGAGGGAUUGUAUCCAGACAUUCUCUGAAAACACAAUGAUCUUCUCAGUGGACUGUAAAAGCCCUUGGAUGGGACAGACACAUACAGAGUCAAUGCCAGAAAACUGCCGGUCUCACAUAGUUAGUGGAUUUUACGAUAAGUCAGUCUGUUGCACUGUGGUUUCUUAAGAGCUGAUAUUAAAACACAAUAAUAUUCAGUUGUAAACAACAAUGAUUUGAACAUGUCUGUCUUCUGUCUGCCAUUAGUACUUCCUGUGUUGUUGAUUGCACCAACUGCCUCUUGUGAUGUAUCACGUCAAUGUUGUGUAAGGUGGCAAAAGUAAGUGAAAGGUGGUGAUGACUGAUCGUGGUGAAGCAGAAAGGCAAAUGAGGUUGAUAGCUUCAACUAGUUGGGUCCAGUUGGAUCUCGAACUGGCUUUUAAUUCUGAUCCCUAUCCCUAAAUAAAUAAACGAGAGAGUGACAAAAACAAGAACUUGAACUUGACUUGGUGCACUGACAUUACAGCCCAUUUUACAGCUACAGGCUUCAACAAUCCCCAAAAGUGACUUUUUUUUAGCCGCUGGUCAUUUUAACGUCUAAUAUAUAAAUCAAAGCAGACUCAAAAGUACCAAAAGUGUACCUAAAAGCUGCUGGCCCAAACUCUCCUUUCUCUUAUGUCUUAGGAAGAGGAAGGUCACAGUUUAAUUAAAGAUCACCGUAAUCUAUCACCAUCAAUUUUCAACAGUAAAACAGUGAACCUGGAAACAAAAAGGAGAAAAAUGUAAUAAGAGCAUUUAAAACCUAGUAACCGUGUACUUAAAAUUUUUUUAUUUUGUAACUUUUAUUAUAAAGUACUGGAGCGAGGGGGUAGGUGUCAGCCCAGCACUUGUUUUUACUAUGUUCACAUGAGACAUUCACAUUAAAUGAUGCAUUUGACUAUCAACAGUCAGCAGAAUUAGAUCAUUUUGUCACAAGUCACUGCCUACACAAAGACAGCUUUGUCCACAGGGGGCACCAUAAUUGAUACAAACCAAAAAGUUCCUCACAGGAGCUUUAAAAAUAUCAUUCUUUAAAUGAAAUACCACUCUGAAACAAAUGUAAAAUGUUUGUAGAAAAUGAGUUUCUGUGUAUGCUGAGUAUGUAUUAUGUAUAUGACAAUUUAACUGAAUGAAGUAACCUUGAAUCUGUGAGAAUUAUUGUUAGUCUCUCUCUCUCUCUCUCUCUCUGUCUGUCUGUCUUCUUCUACUUUUAUAUUCUCUCAUUCACACAUAAACACAGACUGGCUCCACCAAUGCAUUUAUAUGAGUGUCAAGUAGGUUGUAAAACUCCAGCGUGUAAUCACAGAUAAAUGCAGCCAGUAAUAAAUUUAGCAGUGUGUAAUUAUAGAUAGGCCUCUGUUUUGUACUUUCAGACACAAAAUCUCUCUGUCUGUCUCUCUUUCUUAACACACACACACACACACACACACACACACACACACACACACACACACACACACACACACACACACACACACACACACACACACACACACACACACACACACACAGAAAGAGAGGCUGUUAUUCCGCUCAUUCACACUCAGACGCAGCCUUAAGAAGAACUGCUUGAUAACGCUCCAUCCUCCUCCUCUGCUCUCCUCCUUUCCUGCUGCUUCACUCACAUCUGAAGACAUUUGCAUAUUUGACUCUUUGCUAAGGCUGAGAAAACAGAAAACAGGCUGCUGUACAUCCGUCGCCUGCAAACAUGAGAACAGCAAUUCCCUUUUCUUUGAAUAAUUUUGUUUUGCUGACUUCUAUUGCACAUCCAUUUCAGAGCAGUUUUUCCUCCAUCAGCAUAUUUACAAUGUAUGUCCUUGGGAAGUGUAACUGCAGCCGUAGAGUAUUGAUAAUAGUGAUAUUUACUGUAGUGUAUGGUCAAUUUUAUGCGGUGCUGAAGCGUACAUUGGUGUUGAAAACCACUUAAAUGAUUUCUCAGAAAUGUGAGAACUUCUGUAUUUUGAUUUCAUAAAUGAGAUUCUCUCCAAGUGUUCGUGUGCAUGUGCGGAUGUGUUUUGCUGUCUUGAUUUUGCAGUCUUAUUGGAUCAUGCAGGGCUGCCGUGCCCUCUGAGCCUUGACUGAAAUGACUGUGCUCGGUCUCUCUGAUGUGCUUUUGCUGUGCUGGCUUUAACAGAGCUAUUUUUGUCAACCUCUCCUUUAUUUCCUCCCACCUAGCCUGAUUUAUCGUUGAGGAUGUUUGUUCCAUUCACCGGCUGUAGAUCUGAGAGCCCUUAUAUGUUCCACAGGGCGCAGAUCACUUUCCAUUGGAAACAAGUGCUUUUUUCACUCAUGGUGUCUGAGCUGUCUUGUUUGAGUUAAAGAUUGAGUUGGAGGAUCAUAUUGGAACUCUACCCUUGCCCUUUUGGAUCAAUUUUCUGUCUGAUUGGGAGCCUACAUCCGGAGGGGCUUAUCUUAUAUUUUAGAUUUGUGAGUCCCCUUCCCAGCUAAUGCUUCUGCAAGCUGCUUCGAGCAGCCAGAUUCUCUGUCAGUCAGUCUUUUAUGCUCAAAUUUUUAUUGUUUAUUAAUGCUUUCAAUAUGGUGAUACAGAGUAAAGCUAUUACUUUGUAUCCCUUAUAAGUGAGCGGUUAGGCACAUUGAGCUUUGCUGACUAAUGCAGGCUCAUUGAACUUCCAUUAACUAUCAGUGUCUGUUGCCUGUGUUGGGAACGGGACAGCGUAAAGUGCAAAUCCAUGAGCAUAUCCAUGGCCACAAAGGUUUGAUUUUCUCGCUUUGACUCUAGUCAACUUAUUGAACUGAUAAAACCUAUCAAAAGACAGGUGAGGGGUCUUCAAGAACUUCAACCAGGUCUUGUCGCCCCUUUGGAUCAAGCCUUGGGUUAGUGUGUGUUUCACACCAAGACAAGAAUCUGCUCUACUGUGGACUAGACCAACCUGGAUCUUCACUGUUUAUCUGUCUGUGCAGGGCUUAGAUGAAAGAAAUGAGAGCACAUAGUCUUUUCAUUAUUUUAAGUCCAUGUUUGAGAAGGAAGCUAUGAAUUUGACCUUAUUUUAACAAAAAUCUUAGAAGUUGUGUUCUUGCCAUCUUGAGCACAGACCUGACAAUGCUUGAAUUUUCACUUUUUACUAAUCUGCAUCAUUCUGAUACUAUGGCAAACUUUCAACCCAAUUUAUGCAACCAAAUCACAGCAGUCGGGUUUCUUUUGAGGUGUCAAAAUGCUGUAAUGGGCUAGAGUACCACGUGGGUAAGAUGUUCUCUUAACAGUGAAACCAAGACUCAUUGGAAAUAGAUGAUUGGGUGCUCUUCAAAAAAAAAAAAGAAAUGCUAGUGGUUUGUUUCCAUCAGGAAUGAGAGAAAUGUUGGGAGAAAAUGGUAGAGACCAUGCAGCUAAUCAUGUCAGGACUGGAAAUUGAUCACACAGCCUCUGUGAAAGGUGUUGCAAUUUUGGAAAAUAUGUCUGCUAACUUUGUUUUCUUGUCAAAGUUGGAUGAAAAAAUCAGUUUCUCUCGUUUCAUGUAGGUUUUGUAACUGAAAAGUUUUGGCUGCUGGUUGUUAAGGUUGUUGUGUUUGGUUUGUCUGUUGACAGACACAAGUGUGGUAUUCCUCAGAUUCAAUUCAUCCAAGAGAACACACAUCUAAAAUACAACAGCCAUCCUUUCAACAUUUAAUAGUUCUUUAUUUGUUAUAUAACCGAGUUGAAAUGAGUUUUCUGGCCUCUCUGUGGCACUAAACCAAGACCUGAUGGAGGUCACACCAUUUUUUACCAUCUGUCCUCUGCUCUCCUCUUUUAGGGAAAUGAAACAAACAGCAUCAUUGGUCAUUUGACAGAUGUACUUUGAGUACAAAGUUUAGAGGAAAUAAAGAGUCAGGGGACAGGGAAGGCUGCCAGAUCAAAAGACUUUUAAUCCCCUGAAAAUACUCAGUAUUCGGAUGUCGAUGUCUGUUAACACCUGAGACUGUCCACAUCACCUCUGAGAGGCUGAAAGUUUAAAAUAACACGUAAUCAGUCACAGCAGUAAACAAAAAGUUUGUGGAGAGAUGUCUUUGUCAGGCAGGGAGCAGCUCAUAUGACAGAACAAAGGCUGUACUCAUAAACAGACUCCUUUGUUUACUGAUAUCAGGAGGAGAAAUGUUAUUCAGGGAUUAUAUAACAGGGCGGGUGUAUUCAGUAAAGCUGACAACACAGCUGAGUGCUCUCUGUGCUUAUUGGAAAUCCUGUCAUGUUUGGUGACGCGCUGAACUGGAGGUACAACAUAUUGUAAAAGAGCAUCAUAAAUCAUGUACCGUGAAGUGUUUAUUAACACACUUUGAAUGUACGCUUUCAUUGUCAGGGUCUUGUUGGUAGUCUGACCGCCCCAGAUUGAGAAAAAAAGUAAGACUCAGUGAAUGCUGAAUCUUUCUGUAAUGAAAGGAACAGCUGUUCACAAGAUUUCUCUUUUCCUAAUACAAAAGCAGAACUAAUCAAUCAUUGAUUAUAACCUGUGCAGUGUCUCUGAAAAUUAAUGAGUUCUCCAAUACACAUCAGCCCAAUACUCCAGAUAGGAAGUGAUAACACUGGCAUGAAACUAAGUCUUUAUCCAAACACCAUCCUAGCAGAGACUCUGGGGAUGAGGCGACAUUAGCAUGAAUUAAUCACCUGUAUGCAAAUCAUCUGGAGCUUCGAAAACAGCACUCAAACCAGUGCUGUUCUUUUGUUAUCCAAGGUGCUUUCACAGCAGACACUGUUAAACAUCUGAUCAAAACAUUUUAAUGAUGUAGCUCUGCUGAUUGGCAGAUUUUCUGCUCCCACAAACAAUCAAAGUGGUUGUUGUGUAACGUGUUUUGCUGUGAUUGGAAACAGAGAAAGAACAUGCAAUUUCAACACUUCGAAAUAUGAUGUAUUUUUAACUGUGAAAUAAUUGGAAACCCCCUGAAUAGUUAUGGAAAUGAAAGCCCCAGUGUGUUCGGAGUAUAAGAGCAUCUUACUGUAUCUGACAGUCCUGGAACAUCACACUUAUGUUAAUGGUGUCACCAUAAACCUAUGAUUACAUAACCCUUUUGCCACCUAUUUGGUUAUGCCCUGUGUGUGGUCCUGCACUGUGAAGAGGUCUUAAAGACCCACUUUGAUUAAUAUCAUGUUUUUCUUGUUGUCGUCAUGUUUAUAUGGAGUUUUUCUGAUGCUAGAGGACAUUUCAUGAGAAAAGUAAUGGCAAAAUUGCAUUUCUGAGUAUUUCUGCUUUCAAAUCGUUGUGAACCUCUGGCACUUAUUCUUUACCUGCCACUUCUGCUGCACCGGCAAUGUGCAGAGUGUGCAGAGCAGUCUCCGCCCUCGACUCAGAGGUAGAUUGCUAAUGAGCUACUGGAGCUCUGACAAUUCCCUUGACAAUGACACAGGCAGCGUGAUUUUGGCUAAAAACUUCAUGAUGACAAAAACAAACAAAAAACAAUUUGGAGUAGGACUUUACAUUUCACCAAAUUUAGCUUGUUUUACAGCAAGCUACUGCUAUGAAGUACAUAAUAAAAUCAAAUAAAAGUUUAAAGAAGAAAGUUUAACUUUAAACAUCUUUUGUGACUUUUCAGUGAGAUAGUUUGAGAUUCUGUCUUUAUAUGAAGCAAAAUUCAAAUAACAAAUCUUCAUGGUACCCUUUAUCUCCCUGCCACAUUAAUACAAAUACCCCUUCAUACUCUCUCAGCCAGUCCUGGUUGUCCCUCAGCAGAUUAAUGGACAGACCACCACGCCUGUAACCUUGAGAACUUCUAGAGGCAGACAGCGAGCCAGUGAAAGAGGCACAGUGGGAAAAUAAGAGUGGGAAAAGUUUGCUCAGGGAUGAGCAUGACGGCUGCAGGUCCUGCCAAAAUGCAUAUGGAGCAUGUAAUUGAUUUCAGGGAAGAGAUGACAUUUGGCAAUCGGGCAGGGCUCAUCCUGCCAACCUCAAACAUUAUCCUUACACUCAUCAAUUUAAAAUGGUGCUGAUCGAUAUUUUUCCUCAACUUAAACAACGGAGAACAUGACCACUUGUAAAUCUACCAAGAAACAAUGAUCCAGCUCUGUCUCUUCUAAAGUUUUGACUGUCUUCCAGCACUCUGUUUUUGUUAUCUGUCUCAAAAGGUAACCCUCCCCCCAAUUUAUUCUGCAUUAAGUUGACAACAGCGUUGAUAGCUUCCCUGCCAUUGCUUUUUAUCCUGUGUUUUUGUAUGACUAAGAAGCGGACAGUUCAUGAAGAAAAUUCUGCAUUCCUCUCAAAGAGAAAGAAACAUCAUGAUUAAUUGGAGGCAAAAUACUGAAGACAGCACAACUCUCCCAGACAGAUUGCCAAAAUUGCUCUAAUACCCUAAUUAAAGGCUCUUUUUUAAGGGUACAUGAAAUGGAAAAAGUGUUCACUUUGUGAUGUUACCGCACUCUGAAAGAAAGUUUUGAGUUAUUAACUGCUGGAGAUGAAAAGUGGCUCCAACCUGUUCCAUGUAGUCACAAGUGAAGAACAGGAAACCCUAACCCAGCUCCCAUCUGUCUGCCUGACAAACACGCUCUGCUUUACAUGUUAUAUAUGUUUGUUUGUAGUGCUUAAAGGAGUCUAUGCCAGGAGGAAGAGAGUGGAAGGAAAACAGCACUCAUGGCACUGGAUAAAGUUCAUGCAUCUGGACAGUCUAGACUAUGACUACAUGAUAUCCUCCAGGAGUGUGUUGCAUUGCUAUCGCUGUUUCCCAUAUCAUCCUCCCCUCUCCUCCAUGUCUGCCCCUCCGUUUUUCCCUGGAAGAGGGAAGGAAAUGUGUGGGAUGUCAUGGCGGUAGACAUCAGGGAUAAAUCCUCAGAGGCAGAGUGAGUCCUUUUAUUGGAGGAGGCUUGUCCGGAGAACACAAUGCUCCUUUGCGUCAGUGCCUCCGAACAUAUUCCAGCCACUUCAUCGGUGAAUAAUAUUUGAGAGAGGUGCUCUACAUCAAAGGCUGCAAGGCACCAAAUGUCUCAACAACAGAGCUUUUAAUAAAGGGAGCAGGAGCUGGUGACCCUCCAGUGCAACCUCGAAUAAAAAACAAUUUUCUGCACUCACUGGAGGGGAAUCAUUACUCCAGUUUUUGAAUAUGAAACCGCUUAAGGAUGCACAACAUGUAAUGAGGAAGACUGCGUAUCCAAUUAAAUCAAAUGACCUCCUGAAGAUGAAUCACAUUAUGCUGGAGGAGAUGUCCAAUCAAUCCAGACCAUGAAGGCUUUGUGUAUUCAGAUUCCUCUUAAUUUGUUUACUCAUCGCGGAGAUGAGUUCCCCCGUCAUAAUGAGUUUGGUGUUUCACUGGUCAAACAUUUGGUCUGAGGCUGUUUGGGACGCCAGACAAUAUAAAUAGGGUCUUCAGUGUGAUGCUUGCUUAAGACUAAUUCUCACUGAAAACAAAGAGUGGGGUGGGUGUUCAGGCUGUAUGAAGAAGUGAUCAAUUGAGCUGUUUUUCUGCUCAAGUUCCUACAAAGGCUGCAUGAAUAUUCAACAGAUUCUGACAUUUUCAAAGUGUUCGCUAAAGCAACACUGAGAUGGACGACGGGUGUCGUUUUUUUUCCACUAACUAUUGACUGAAUAAUACUGCAGCACCUUAUCAUCACAUAACACCAAGUGUUAUGAAUGUAUGAAUGACCUUCAGCUGACACAAAAUGACAAUGACAUGUUUGCUUAUUCCAGGAGAAUUAGAUUACAACAACAGCCUCCCAUCCUCAGAGAUCAUCACUCAGAUUUUCUUCAAUAUUAUAACGUUGACUGCUGAUCAGAAAAGUCAUGACUUUUACAUUUGCCUCACUUACUGUGAGAUUUUGGCUCUGGGUAACCAAGCUAAUAAACUGCUAUAAAGACCCUAGAGUUUGAGUUAUUGCCAAUCAAUUCAGAUUAACUGCUUUCACUCAAAAAGGGGUCUGGAGCCAGAACAUAUCUGCAACUUCUCAGAUGGACUGCUCUCAUCUGUCAGGGUGAAACACAGCCGCUCUUUAAAUCAUAACACUGUUGGUAUUAUUCUCACCAUUACUAGCCUCAAUCCAAAAGUUGAGAGAAUCAUUUUAAGAUAUUGUGGGAAAAAUUCAACAGUUUUUUGAAGUGAGGAGCAUCAAAACAUUAAUAUUGGCGUAUCAUUAUUAUUAUGAUUUUUUAAUGAAACGAAAAGUUUUCUCUGUCUCUAUCAAUCUGAUCAAUUCCUCUCAUUCCCCAUUUACAUGCACUGAGUUGAGCUACAGUGAUAGCUUCAAUUAGGGGAUUUAAUCCAUUUCUCCUGGUUGACCUGUUAUAUCAUUAACCAAAACAUGUCAGGGAGAGGCUAACAGGUUAGCUGUUAAACGAUGGAAACACUGACAUUUACACUAUUAUUUUAUCCUAGGUCAAAGCCUGACACGCAAACUGUGGAGCAUGCUCAGAAAGCUUUAGCUAGGGUGGCCAUAUUCUGAAUCCCCAAAAAAGGAUAUGACUAUGUGGGGGCAGAGUCACGGAUUCCUGCGUAGCUAAUUUUGAGAGUUUUUCCGGUUGGUUUGAGUGUCUUUAACAGACUCAGUUAGUCUACACGACACAAAUUCGAAACUUCCAUACAAAACCCCGGACAUUUGAAGGAUUUUAUAAACUUCCCCGGAAAAAGCCGGACAAGGCCGAACAGCAACAACAGGACGUAUGGUCACCCUAGCUUUGGCCAGUCUCAGUCUGAUUUGGGUGCAAGAGAAAAUAACCCUCACUGCACGAUCUAGCUUUGUCAGUCCAACUACAAGAAGUUUGUUGUAGUGCAAUUUCAUUCAAGCUCACAUAUCCACAUGUAUUUUUAUAGCCCAGUUUCAGUCGACUCGCCCAAUACUUUGGGUUGUAUGUAAAUGAACUGAACUACUGGCCUCACGUUGGGUCCACUUCUUCAUAAAUAUACCGACAAGUUUACAUUUUUCUGAAAUUAAAUCCAGAUUUGAGUUGUAAUUUUAUCAGCUCAGUGUCUCGGCAAUCUUGCAUUGUACUCCUUGUGAACCUCUCUGACAAAGCAGCCCCUGACUUGGAGAACUUUUUGCAUUAAUCGCCUCCAUAAUAAGAGAUUUGUUUUUGUCUAAAUGUGGCUGGAAAGACAUCAGGGUCACAGCUGGGGUGAUCAUAAAUCAAACAUUUCAACAGCUGCAUGUUUACAACCCAAAGUGAAGGCCUAUAAACCACCAAAUGUGAUGUUAUGCAAACGUAUCCACUGGAAGACCAUCUCUUUGGUUUAAUCCAGAAAUAAUAUCUAACUUUGAAACUGUACUGUAUGACCCUAGAUCUGGGUAUGGUCUUGAAUGCUCACAUGGAGUAAGAGCAGAAAUAGAACUGGGGCUGUGCUGCGAGAGUGUAUUCUGGUGAACACAGAUGGAUUAGUUGAAAAUAUGAUGUGUCACCAUAACAGGAACCUGUUUAAUGUUUAAAGGCUACUUGAUGAAUCUGUGUGAUCUUCCCGGAGUCGGAGGAGCGAACCUUUCAAAAUGUAGCUGGGAAGGGGGAGAACGAGGUGAAUGGAAAAGGAGGGAGGGCAGCAUUUUGAAAAGGAAGACUGAAAGAGAAAAGAGAAAGAGGCAGAGGAGGAAGAACGAGGAGAAGAGGAGGGGCUUGAAUGAAAGAGAGUAGGAGAAACGAGAGGAAAGGGAAAUAGAUGAAAGAAAAAGACGAUAUAUGGAAGUGAAAGGAGGCCAAAGAGGAAACAAGAAUGAAGGGAAAGGUGGCAUUUGGGUGAGGAUGGGAAGGUAAUGCAUGUAUGAACGAUGCAACCUCGUUCUUUUUACCCCAAUUGGAGAGACUUGUAUAAGUGUAUUUUUAGAUAGAUGAUAAAGCUAGAAGACAUGAAAGAAGUCAGGCUGCAGAGCUUUCAGCGCUUUUACUGCUUACCUGCUUCACCUCGACAGUAGUGUGAGUCAGAAACAGGAAAAUAUUCACUGAAGAUGUGCUGAAAAGAGGCUCAGAGCCGACUGUCAGCACAGACAGAUCAGUCCAUGAGUUUGGGACUGAAGGUCUCUAUAGAGUCUCACUUCUUUGAAAGGUGGUUGAUAACAGUUCAUCCUUUCAUUGAAAGUAAAAGUGUCAUUUAAUUACCUCAAACAGCUUACAACAUACUAGCUUACAAUACUGACGCGUGUCGUGAUCCAUACAUUUCCGUUCCUCCCAAUAUCGUUAAAAAAUCUAAUAUAUCAACUCCAAUGAUUAAAAUGUUCAUUUGAAUUGUUAACAAUAAAGCAGGCUCAUAUGAACGCUAUAACGUGAAUGAAAAUGUCAGGUAUAAUAAUAACUGCAUGAUAAAGUAAUGUUGCUAUGGAAACACUACCAGCACUUGAAUCUAAAAGACAGUUUUUUUCAGGCAGUACGAGUACAUCACCUUUAAAUCAAUACAAAGGGUCAACUUUUUUGUAUGUUUUAGCAGUAGGUAACAAGUGGGAUAAUGUACUAUAAAAAGGUGGAUUGGAAACUCUCACUUAAACCAUGUUAUGGUCAUAUCAAAAUGAGGUUUCUUGAAGAAACACUUUUUAGUGCUUUAAAAUCGAAGAUAUAGACACUUGAAGAGCUUUGAGGUCUUUGAGGUACUGUAUGUUCACAUGCUUUUUUCCUUUAAGAAGUUCCAGCCUUGAGAAACCAGGUCAACAAAAAUCCAAAGAUGGAUGUUAUCAACAGAACAGGCUUCACUUUACAUUCAAUGGUGUGUUAGUGCUCCAUCAAGGAUAAGUUUUAAAAGCAGCCCUCAAUAACCCUUUGAUCGAAUACCUCCAUUAUAACAAGAAAAGCAUCAAAGUUGACCUACUGUUUCAUUUUUAAGUUCUUCUAAGUAACGCAGCAUGAUUUUACCGCGAGGUAAUCAUCAAUGCUGCACAUGAACACUAGCUUCAGGUAAUUUUCAGCAUUUAUUACCUUAAUUGGAAAGAAUGCAGAAGAUAUGCAAGAAAAAAUGGGAAGUAGAGAGUUUGGGAUGUUGUGCAGCAAAGAGUCAUGGUUGGGAUUACACCCAGCGACUGAUGUAGUGAGGACUAUGGCAAGUAUAGAGGGUUUGCUUUAACUGCGGAGCCAAACUGGCACAAAAAAAUUGGAUUAAUUUUACAUGAUGUUCAUCAGUAUGAUCAAGUGGGGCUAAGUAAGUCUUGCUGCAACAUUACUCUCACAAUAAGGAGCAUUGUGGUUCUUUUUAUAAAGUCUGUUAUUGUGAUCGAAGAAGGUCGUACAGACACAGCGUGACUCUCCAUGACAAGUGGUGCAUCAAGUAUCUGUAAAUGGGAGGGGUGAUCCUGGUUUGUUUUCCAUAGAGUCGUUAUACUGAGGAGCUAUAUAAAGAGAGAGUGCUUGAGUAUGGCUUAUAGAUCAUGAAGCUUGUGCAUGACCGCAGAAUUUCAGUCCCUCGACAAGACAAAUAUGACAGCCUUGUGGGUAAUGUCCACAAUAUGUCCAUUCAUCAAACUAAUCCACCUGGGCCUGCAUUGUAAUCCAGCUCGUUUGUCGCGGCCUGGAUAUGGGAUGCCAAAUCACGUCCGUGUGGCUGCAGCCUUCAGACUGACUGAUGGGCUCUGAAGUGGUGAAAAGUCAGAGGGAGGGAGGCGGAUCGAGCCGCUGCAUCCUCCAUCACUGAUGUGAUGUCAGCACAAAUCUGUGUUGUCACUGAGCCCAUGUCCGCUCACUGCAAGAGGACAGAAGAGAGAUGUGUGACUCUUUCUGCCACUGUCAGGGUGAUGUACGGAGGACACAGAAAGAGGGGAGAAUGAGUUAUAAUGGAAGAAGGAGAAAAGGGGACUAAAAUAGAGCACAACACAUGGAUAAUGAUGCUAAUAAAAACAAAAUCUGGGCACUUAUGCACAAUUGUUAUGGAAAUUUGGAUUUAACCCUGAGGCAGUGUUCAUUUUAGCAGCUGUUUUGGAUUUAGUCUUGGUUUUUGGACUAAAUGCUUUCAAGGUUUAGUCACCUGUUAUAGUUUUAGUUAGCUACAUUUAAGUCUUUCCUUUUAGUCAAAAUAUUUUCUGUCUCCGUACUUAUACAGAUUAACAGCCAAGGUAUCAAGGUAGCACUAGUGUUUGAAUCUGCAAAGUUUCACUUCUUUUGUUGGGUGGGGGGUCCAGGCUCAGCCCCUGAUGUCCUUCAGCCCAAAAAACACCCUUAAGAGGAAUGCUGGGAGGGCAUGACGUUCACUUAGAGCUUUUAGCUGCAUCCUCAUCCUCAGUCAUUUCUACUUUAUCAUUAUCACUAAAUGUCUCACUUUAUGGUCUCUUACAUGUCCCAAAAUUAGGAAAAAACAAGCUUUGGACACAGAGCUGUUCACAGUGAAUAGCGACAAAAAAAAAAAGAAAAAGGCAAACGUUAAAUAUCAAACCUAAGCUGUCUCUUAGCUGGUUGUGUCUUUGUCACCAACAUGCAAUGGAGAAAGUUUAUGAAUGAAAAUGACAGGAAACACAGGAAUGCCUUGCUUGUAUUUCAGGCGACAGAUAAGAUUCAUGGUAGAGAAAAUAAGAUGAAUUUUUAAUGUCUAACAGUCCACCUACAACCAUUUUAUCUCAUUAUUACACUGUAAACAAAAAUAUUCAUCAGAGUUUUUGCUGUUAUCAUCAGGUCCGUAUUUUGGCCGUUAUCAUUAUGGAGAAAAGGCUUGUCGUUGGGAUAAAAGAAGUUUGGUACAAGAAGACUGUACUUGUGAAUGAAAGACUUUACUUUGAACUGAAAUCAGUGUGAUCCAAGAAAAUACAUUGGAAGGGAAUGACAGGAGAUAUAUAAAGAGAGGCCGAAUGCCAGGCACUCAUUCAUUGUGCACUUAAAUGAAGCACCAAACUCAAAGUAAAGUUGACACUUUUCAAACUAAGCCAUUUUCUUUUCAAGGGCACAAUUUCAAAAGAAACCCUUUACCUCCAAAGUCUUCUACUUCAACUUUUCUUUAUUUUAAAGUGGUUAGGAAUCGAGGUCGAUAUUUUGCAAAGUACAUUUCUAAAAAAAAAAAAAAGACAACUCAAUUUUAAGUGUCUGACCUUUAACUUAAUGCACAAAGCAUUUAGUGCUACACGUUAUUCCUACCAAGGAUGGAGGGCUGCAUAUGUAUGCAGUGCCACUCUCAUCCGUCCUGUCUGAGUGCUCUUCUUUGUCUUCUAUAUAACAGGUCUGGUUUCCCUAAUGAGCUACGCAUGCUUCAAGCUUUACUGUUCAUGUCACAUAGGACCUAAUGGCCCAUGAAAAUUGCUCAGGGAGUCUAUGUUUAGAGACGUGUAUGAGCUAAUGUGUAAAGCAUAAAGCCGGUUAUUGAAAGACCCCACACCUCCUCUCACUGUAGGAUGAAUAUAACCGUAGCAGUGUGAAGAUGAGGAAAGUUGAACGUGCAGCAGAGAUGCAAAAAUAUGAAAUGUGCUGCUGGCAAAUUUAUUAUUACUGGAGUUGGUGUAAAAGUGUUGAAAUAUUCAGGAUAUUAUUGGUGUCACAAACGAACCCAAACUUCACACAUCUUCAGCACUAGAUUUCACAUAGAACGUGUUCUGCUGAAUUUCCAGCGACACUGUAAGCGUCAGCUUCUUUCAAACUAUUUAAAGCCUUUAAGUUUUUGCACGAGUGUUUCCUAAUCUGCCUGACUUUUUUCUUUGUUUCUAGUAUGGCUGUUUAAGCCAUUUUUUCUCCUAGUAUGAUUAUUAUGCUAAGUGAAGCUUAGCUUUGUUUUCAAUAGCCACAAACAUCAGGGGAUGGUCAUUACUUAAUAUUGAGGGUAUCAGUCUAGCUCAGUAAGAAAGUGAAUACACUCACUUUCCUGUAUUUUGAACUAUUUCUAUUUAUGUUUUCAGAACAAUCCUCCAUGUCAGCUCGAGUCGUAAUUUCCCAUGUCCACACACACACCAAGUUAGUGAUAUUUAUUUCUAAGUCACGUGCAGUAUAUUGUGACAGUGUUUUCCACUGUUCCUUAAACAACAGAAACUUGUCCCUCUCUGUGAAAACCUUAUAUUUUCCCUGUUCACACGGUCACGCAAAGCCAGUGGUGAUUAGCUGAUUAUUGAGUGGUGUGAGCUCUGCAGAGGCUGAUGAUGUUUUUAUAGAUCCCCUCCUCCAAGGGGUCAUUUUUGGAUCCAUACUUCCCCCCUCUUUCUUUUGUUCUCUCUUCCACUUAGAUUUUUGUUUUCUUGUGCCUUUUUUUCUCCUUCCAUGAGCUUACUGCCAUGUCCUCCACCGAAUAAAUGAGGGUUUAUUGCAAAGCCAUUCAGUUUUCAGGAGGUAUUGAACGGUGGCUGAAUGAGGAAAUAUUUGCCAACGUGUUUCAGAUUCUGAAUCAGCAUUGUUAGCCAAAUUAAAAAACUUGGAAAAUGUUUGAGAAUAUAUUGACUGAGGCUGCAAAAACAAAGAAGUGUAUUCAAGAGACUCCUCUAUGGAUCUGAAGAUACUUUAAAAGGAAAUCUUCUGAAUAAGUUUAAUCCAAAAGAAAUUUCUUUUUGGUUUGGCUUUAGAUUUACUAUUCAAAUAAAUGCUGCACUGUUUUUUCUGAAUCCAUGACCUGGUAUGAGGUAUGAGACAGUUUCAGAGUGAUUCAUCUCUGUGUCUGCUCAGGACUGUGUUGAUUCACACACUCACAGACAGUGCUCUGUCAGCUUUUGUGAUGUGGCUGUCCACUCACAUUAGUCUGAUCAGCUGCACCUGCAUCUUUAUCUCAUAGAGGGUAGCUCAAAGUACUAUGGUGAUAUUUGACCUACAAAAUGCAGGUCAGCUUAGCCAUGAGGUGUUUUUGUUCAAUGUCAUGGCAGCAGCAGAAAGACCAGCUGCGGAAGGUUAACUAUGGUGUGCUGAAACAGACACAAUAGCUUACACUUGAAAAUGAGAUGCUGCAUCUCAAGGGGCCAUCUUUGGAAAUUUUGAUAAUAAAGAAAAACAUUAUCACUGUAGCUGGCCUUGAUCUCAUUGUGAUCAUGAUGUCGACUUACAUCUCUAAUUUUCACAUAUUUUAUUGUCAUUUAUCAAUAUUUUGUAAUAUAUAUAAAAAAUCAAAUUACCAUUUUGGUACCCAUAUUCCUUUCUUCAACUGGUGCUACUGUAAUCUAUCCAUGACAUGCAUUAUCUAAAAUUGUAAAUCUUACUUUGGUGCUUCAAAGGAUUUCAGUCCUGAGUCACAAAAGAAAAAAAAAAGAUUGAUUGAAACAGAUAAAGGCUCAGUAUGAUGGCUAGUUUUCCAAAUUCAUGCCAGAUUAUUUUUAAAGUUUGAGGUUUUCUUUUCAUGUCCCUCUUCUUUCAGAUCGAUAGACAAACCUUUACACUGAAAACCUUGACCUUAAAAAACACUGAUAAACACAUCAAUCGUACUGGACUUUCAAAAAUGAUCAAUGUGAAAUUCAGAGAAAAUGCAGUCAUCCCUGGUCAAAGCUCAUCACUCCCAGUCAUUUAUUCAUUGUAGAUGAAGUUCUGAGUUAAUUUUUCAUAGUAAGUAGACUACCGUCAGCAUGCGUCUGAGAGCCAACCCAAAUACCAUCAAUCCUGCUAACCUUUUACAGUGACUUAUAGGACUUGCUCAUGUGUGUCUAUCUGCUGGAAAGCCUGCCCCCCUGGGCUGCUGACGGGUGUGGAACAAGCAGCAGGUCGUCUGAACUACUCAAACUGUGGAGUGAUGGGCUUCCAGCAGGGACUCAGCGAGCCAAAGCAAAGAGAGCUGGAGUGAAUUCUAAUCUCACAUGCACUCACUUACUGAACUGUCAGAUCUGCAGCUGCAGCUACAGAUGAUUAAUGACCAGCAGCUAUUCCUGUCUGACUGUCUGUCUGAUUCUGUCUUUUGUUAUUCGUCUUUUAUUUUUAUUGUUAUAAUUUUUUUUUCCACUGUUACUAUUUCUUUUUUAUCUCUCAAGAACACGCGCACACGUUGAAAAAGUCCAAAAUGUCACGGGCUGCAACGCUUCUGCUGCAGUGUUUUGCAUUUCUGAUUAAUGGUCGCUGUUGUUGUUUCCUCCUGAGACACUUUGAAAGAACCAUAUGUUUGCUCAGUCAGUCACUUUCAUGCUUCAGCUUGUUUUCUGAUAGUUAUAACUUCUCUUUUCUCCCUCUAGAGAUCUGCCUGUAAGAGGAAGAUAUGAAGGUAGCCGAUUCGCUUUGGAUCAUCUGGUUUCUCCUGGUGGUAAGCUUCAACUCUUUUUAAUUUAAGUGUAUACAGUCAGGUAAACAGGCUUUGAUUCUCUUUUCUGUCCAUUAUGUAUGCAGUACACAUGCGUUUAAAUAGGAUAUAGUCUUUAAUUUUCAUUAAUUUGGCACUUAAUAUGCUACAGUCCACUGGUUUUCUUUUUCCUCAGCAAAAAAGAGCUCAUUAUUAAUUUUCCCUCAGCCUUUAAAAGGAAUAAUUAUAGUUUAUAAUUAGCUCAGCAUGUUCAUUACAAAACCGGAUGACCUGAAAGAGAAGAACCAUGAUCCAUAACUGUGAAAGUAUCAGUAUGUAACUGAUCCUCACUCCGCAAUGCAGAUGAUGCAUUAUUUGGACUUUAACAUGUUAGUCUCAAUGCUAAACAUGCAGGUGGCACACUCUGGGACUGUCUUCCCUUCUUGCACAGCACCAGACACAACAUCAACAUGUGAUAACAGAAACGGAGUACGCACAGUCUGUUUCUUGCUGAAGUGCUCACUGCAUUGCAAAUAGUGGAAAUUAAAACAAAAAACAACAUAAUGCAUACAAACUGAUCUUUUUGAUCAAGAAGACACUAAAUAUAUGUUUUUAUGCACAACAUCACUUCAAAAUCAUGCAAACACCCUCAUGCUUGUGUUUGUGUUACUUAAAUGGAGCAACACCUGAAAGUUACCCCAGAUAGGCUUCUCAAGCUGCAUUUGAUUUGACAUUCGACAUGCAACCACCUUAGAAACGGUAUUCUGCCAAGCAGCAGGAUUUCCCUCUGCUCUGUCGUUGCCAUGGUUACCCUGCAUCUGUGCAAGGCGUUACGGACAAAUCAUGAUGACUAUUGUGUUUAUCACAGGCUGCAGAUCUGACAAACUACUCAUCCCUUUAAAGCUAGCAUCUUUUUACACACAUUUACACUGUCCCUUGGCUUUUCAGGCACACUCGAGCUCUUGCUCCUCUCCUUGCUCACCUCUCUCUGAAGCUGUGGCUGCAUGAAAGUUUGCACUGCUUUAGCACAACAUGCAGUCACAGCUGCCCAUGACUAAAUCUGCAACUUCCUUAUGUUUACAAACUUUGUCACACAAACAUCUGAGAUGAUAUUGAUUACGUAAAAGAGAGAGAGACCUCUAAGCACAUGCUCUGCUUUUGAGGAAGAAGGACAGGGUGCACUCUUUUACCAUUUAGGACAAAAAAGUGGAGCACAGAAUAACCAGCUGGUUUUGACUGUCAUAUUUAUGACCAUAGAGAGCCCCAGCUUUAACCUGUGGUGCUCUCAUACAUUCAGGUCCACCACAUACCCAAUACCUCCCGGUAAAGGGUUUUAAAUGUCUUCAUAAAAUAAAACAGAGGAGCGAUUAGGGUCUGGCUUAUCUUAACUGGGUAGUAAUUGCAUCACCACCAGCUCAUUAUACAUAAAUCCUCACUUUUACACUUUUUGGGUCUUCCUAGGUUGGCAUCGAUGGUUCUAUUUUUUACUCUGAGGCAUCUGUCAGACAAUUACGAUACAUCUUGGAAGGUUAGGUCUUACCUUGCCAUGUAUGAAUCAUGAUACAGUGUACUCCAUUAGUUUAAUGGAGGUGCUGUAAUCAUCAGUCAAAGACGUGAACAUGAAGACAAAUCAUACAGCGGAUGACACAUUCUGGCACUUUGUUCUAGCACAUGAAACACUCUGAUUCCCCUGAUGUGGGUGAUGUAAUUAAAUAAAUGAAACUUUAAACAUCUAUUUGAUGGCCCUGCAGCCUUCUUUCAGAAAUUCCACUCGGCCUAAUGGGAGUUUUUCAGUUAAUCAUAACAGGGGACAACAUGACUUUGUAUACAGGCUGAAAGGAUGUUGGUCGCAAUCACUGUGGACGUGCACUUAAGGAUGUUUUUGAGGUUCUUUGACAGCAGAAAAAUAGAGGUAUUUUAUGAGUCAUUGUCCAAAAUAUGAAGAAAAAAAAAACACAUUCAGUCCUCUGUUGUACAGUGUGAUUGUAAAAUGGAAGUUUUCUGUUUCAAUUUCCUUUGCUUUUCAGCAUCAAGCCAAACAUCGAGGUCCUGAAAUGAAUAAGUGCCAAAUGUUUCUUUGUCUGGUGUUUUUGUGUUGCUCUGCUUUAUUUUUCUGUACUCUCCUCUUUGAGUGUUCUUGUCUUGUUGAUUCACAAAGAGUUAGGAAAGCCUUAGGUAAAGUUUAUUUUCUUUUCUCAUUCAUUUGCUCAUCUUUUGAUACUGGUGGUGGCCUGGUGGUCGUAUGUAUGACGUCAUUUACUUCAAUGUUUGGAGUGACAUCAUAUGUACGGCUGCUAAACUGCUACAUGGGACUUCAGCAUUCUCACCAAAAUCACUCUUUUCUUUGCUUCAAACACCUUUCACAAGCUUUUAUCAGGGAAGUCAGAAUGAUAUUUCUGUCUAAUGAGAAUUUCUUUCCCCUCCACAAAGUCACAGAGGUAGGAGGCUUGCAUAUGAUUUGUAGAAAAGGCAAGUGCAGGCAGACAAAAGUAUUAAAAUUCCUCAAAUGUUCCAGAAAAUGAGAGUGCAUGAGUCUGGCUGGCACCUAUGGAGGCCUAAUUUUCAGCCCCCUCCCUCAAAGAAAAUGUGUGUGAUAAGGCAAAGCAAAAUGGGUUCUUUAUCCUUCGGCGAGUGGCAUUAUCAAAAUCAGCAUUUCACAUGGCAGGCUCCCUCAUUUUUUAAUGCCACCUCCAAAUACAAACAAUAGAGCAGAGAUAAGAUUCAUCAUCAGCUGCAUAAACUUCAGAGAGCUCAGACGCUCUUUAAUGAGCUGCAUGAGUCAUGAGCGAGGAGGAUUUCAAAGUGGAAUGAAAUCCUCAUCAGAUCAGUUUUGAAAGUACUUCACAUUGAUCCAGACUUAAUCUGCCAUUUAAAUGAUCAUCUGUGAAUGUCUGGACUUCACAACUAGUGUUUCAUAUAUCUAAAUUAAAAAAAACUCAGCUCAAGGAGUCAUCUAAGAUAAGAUUUGAAUGCUUGUAAUUUUUUACUGACAAAAACAUGUUUGUUUUGAAUAAAGUAAGAUGACAUGUUCAGUAUAUCAGAGGCAAAGCUGUUUGGACUGACAGGCAGGCACAACUGUAGACGAUAACGAGGACGCGAAAAGCCCGCCUCAACUCUGCCUCUCUGUCUCGUGGCAAGUUGACCUAAAGUUAGGUUGAGUUAACGUCCAACAUGGUGUCUGCUGCCAGUAGGCUUCAGAGCUCCGCAUUACAGUGCAGACCUACCAUUUAUGACUCUGGGCAGUCUAUGUUGGGAAGUAGGCGUGAGCGAUAUGGGCCAAAAAAUGUAUCCCGAUAAGACUGCUGUUCUGGUGAUAACAAUAAAAGUCCCAAUAAAAAAUAUAAUUACAAUCUAUGUUUGUGACUCAUUUUGUCUUGAGAACAGCAGUUUGAGUAGUCAAAUAAGAUACUUAACCACAAGUUUGAGCGGUAGGUUAUGGAGAAAACUAACAACAUCAAACAGGUCUCUAAUGUGAAAACAUUUUCAACAUUUGUUCAAAACUCUUAUUGCACAGAGUGAACAGCAGCAGCUGAUCCUCUGUCCGAUGUCAGGCAGACCUGAUUACACUCAUCUAAACCCCAAUCUUGAAGGAAAUCCCUCAUGUGGAGCCGUAUUCAGUAACCAGCUGCUCAGAAACGUCCUCUUCAUUACCUUCAGCCAUGUUUGUUUGUUAUUCUGCUCUGUGUGGGCUAUGGCUGUGAGUCUGUCGCUCACACUUGCGUUGUUACCUUGCAUGUAUCGUAUUUAUCAUUAGACAGCAAAUAUUUAUCAUGGAGGAUUUUUCUGACGAUUUAUCAUGAACAAUAAUUUACCGCCCAUCCGUGGUGAGAAGUCACGUAAACAAAUCGUGGACAGAAGAAGAAAGAACGUGAAAGAUAUAAAAGAAAAAGCUGUUGUGUCAUACACUUAAGGUACAGAGCUGUUAGCCUGGCUGGGCCAUCCUGUUGCGUAAAUCACUUGCCGUUCCUUCCCACAACAGUCUGGACUUCGGCCUAUUGGGAGCGUGUAUUAGCGAUCAGAAAAUAACCAGGCCAAUCAGUGACUGUGUUUCCACUGUUCCCCGGACAACAGGGAAAAGCAGCCCCUGAUUGGUCCAUGUGUAGAUGGUGACAUCUAACACAUGCUGCGGGACUUUUCAAAGUGCCGUUCAUUCAGAACGCCGUUAAUUCUGCAGUUGACUUUGCAAAGUCGGCAGAAAUCGUUUAUAUCCGCAGGAGAUGUCAGAUCUAGCCAGGCCCAGCCAGGCUACAGAGCUGUAAAGUUGUCUAUGUCUUCAUCUGUCCACUAACAAGCCAUCAGCCUUUUGCUAAUGCGCUUGUUGAUUGUUUUGGUAGGCGAUAAAAUAGAUCAACCAAGAGACAACCCUGUAGUAUUGGGUUAAAAGAGGGCAUAUGUCCACCAUUCCUAAGAGAGUUGGACACACUUCUGUCAACAAAUUGGUUCUCACCUGUUGUGUAAACACCGAGACAGGACAGUAGUCCAGUUGACUUGCCUAAUAGAGCUUCACUUAACUGUGCCUGUAAAUGUACUGAGUAUGUCUUCUUCCCUGUCCUCUCACCUCUGGUAUCACUUUUUCUCCGCAGCGAAAGAUGGCAGCAGGAACUGAGUCAGUCACAGACUCAUCGCUCAGGACCAGACAGAGCGUGACCGAAGGACAGGGGCAGGCAGUGAGCCAGGGUCAUAACAAAUGUCUUGGGCUGUCCAACAAAGACCACCAAGAAAACAGAACCGGUGAGAGGCCACAAUCAUCGUAAGGUUCUGUGAGGCCAAAUGGAUUAGCUGUAGGAGAGCAUCAUGGGUGUAAUGACUUUGUAAAGCAGCGGAUUGGGGUCAGAUCAGGGCUGUUGUUGUAGUCUGAAGUAAUGGUAGUAAUGUCAGUGGAGGUUUAACUAAUGUGAAAGGGCUUUUGGGGUGAAAGCUGUUUAGCUAUAAUGGCUUUCGAGGCUUGAGAGGAGUUAUGUAACUCAACUGAAAAAGUAUGACGGUGGAUUCAUGCUCUGCCCCAUUAUCCAACCGUUAUCUAUCCGUCUUUCUAAAGGUACUUUCUGCGGACGUCUGUGGGACGGCUUAUUGUGCUGGGAUGAAACACAGGCUGGGACAUCUGUAACACAGAGCUGCCCUCAUCGUCCUGAUUUGGACCCAAACGGUAAGAAAGACCGGCACUUGACAAAAAACUCACUGAACAAAGAGCGGUGGGAAAUUAGAGGGUUUCCUGCAUAACUUUUUAAUUCCAGGUCAGCAGACAGCACAGAAAACAAUCCAAUUCUCAGAAUGCUGGGGAGGUUUAAAGGUUACAUAGCUGAUUGUCUGGUAUCAAGUCCAUGAACCAGAAUGGCCAGUGGACCGGCUGGGAAGAUUUUUUUUUUAAUUUAUGAUGUAUUCGUUUUUGAUUUGACAUUCGGGGGCAAGUAAGGUCAUUUUCAACCUCAAAACCCAUUGGUUUUUCUCACAGGGUAAUACAGCCUCUGGGAGUAGAUGGCCAACUUUUUCAGGGCUUCCAGUAGAGCUCUCUAUGUAUAGGACUUUGUGCCAAGACUAUUUUCUCCUUUUGCUUCUACAGUCCCACUAGGAAGCAAGAAUUAAGUUGGUUUAAAAGACAGUGUUUGUCAGGGGAGUGCCUGCACAUGUUCGCAGAGAUCAAUAAAAGCAUUGUCAGAUAAGAACCCACACUCUACUAUGAACAAUUUGUUGUGCCUUUUUUUCUUUCCACACAAUUAACUGCUCUGUCUCAAUGCCCACUUUACAAAAUACACCAUCUUAGUGUCAUUCGAGGGCAAACAUGACAGGAAACUUCGACAGUUGUGUGCAGUUUGCUCACGGUGCGCCCAAGUUUGGGGGCGAGCUGUCAGCAUCUCCACCUUAUGCUGCACUGAGCUUUGUUGUACCGUGCUUUCAUUUUGACCACGUAUAAGAGGAGGAGAAAACACUUUUUAAUGGUUCGCUGUGAAAUAAUUUCCUAGGAUAUAUGAUCUAGUUUAUAGCAAUUUGCAACCAAGCGUCUUCCCUAGAGUGGGCCAGAAAGAGCAGCUGGUUCAAGUGAAAAAACAAGUUGUGCUCAACAGCUCCAAACCAUUUCUACGAAAUGUGGAAAAAGUGUGCCAGUGUUGGGCCUUAGGCAGAUCCAAGCCCUGAUUACAGAGCUAGGGAACGAGUAAUUUAUUAACACAUUUAGUAUUGUGAUUUAUUAUUUUGAGGUCAGGUAAAUUUUCAUCAUGAUUGCUGGAAACAUUGAGCAUGACAAUCCUGUUAAAUACUGCGCCACAGCAGCUCUUAGCAGAUGGUAAAAAAUUUCACCCUUACUGCGUGUGACUGUCAGCGCCAGCACUUGAAAAUUUGGGGCCAGUUUUGCUUCAAGUGAGUACAUAAUGGUUCCAUUGUACCAGAGACACUAUCAGAUCUACAGUGCAGUUUUUAGUCCAUUUGUGCUGUUUUUGUCAAAGCUGCACAGGUUUAGCAGCAGCAGUCUUUUUGUGAAUCCUCCCAACAACACUGUUCAGCAUAUAACCAAGAUGAUACUAACCAAACUGAUUCCAAACAGCCUCACCUUCCUAUAGAUUCCUCAUUCUUGUGAAGAUCUGGUAAAUUGAGAUGACUGUUAGGCUAAGCUUUCACGACCUUGUUCUGCAUGUGAUUCGACAGUGUAGGUCUGAAUUCAAGUAUAAAGCACAGCAAUAGAAGGUACCCGAGGUGCAUGAGCUGAGUGGUAUCAGGUGUUUCAUACAAGCUUCAUUAUCCCCACCUCGGUCUUCACCUGAGGCCACCAGCUGACUUGUCCCAUACAGUGUCAUCCAGUUAUUUGUUCAUUUUCCGUUCAGCCUCGAUUUAAUGUCCAUUUUGUUUUUCAGGAGCAUAAAUCAGCCACUGCUGAGAUUCUUUAGAUUCUUUCGUCUCAAUCUGCCAGUGUUUACCUUUUCGGCCAAAUCUAAACUCAGAAACUGAGGCCCGAACUACACGUAUAUAGAUAUUUAUUUAUCAGGAUAUUUUUGUACUCCCGUCUAAAUAAAUGUAUCUGUCCACACGUGUUAGUUCUCAAAAAUACCUGCGUCCACACGUAGCCUUCAAACUCAAUCCUAUCUGGUGCCGCUUAAAAAAAAUUCAGGAACAAAGCUACCUGAUUGGUCGAUGAAUUGUAACAGCGUGAUGCGUCAUGCAUUGUUUGCAGAAGCUACGCUCGUGCGUCGGGUCCAUGUGACGGACCAUGUGACCAAUAAAAGUAUUGGCCGCAGCAGACGCCUCUGUGAGCUGGCUGACUGGUGGAUGUAAUUGUGUAAAACAAGGUUCACUUGCAAGGCUGAAAUUAGUCCCAAAAGGGCAAAACGAACGUAAAGAAUACCCUGUAUGUCCACCAUCGUUGUUGUUGUUGUUUUUCUUUUUAAUUCGCAUGCGCGAGCUGCGGUUUGACGUCAUCGAUCCGUAAAAGUCCAACCACACGAAUCCACUACGGUUACGGGAUAUGGAUAUUUUUUUAUUUCUCCACUUGUUUUUUCAGAUUCAGAUUUAUCCGGUUUGAGUGCUCCAAACUCCCGUGUUGGUGUGGUAGGGAGGCCUAAUCGGACAUAAAUAUGUGCGGUUUGAAAUAUAUCCGCAUUCGUGUAGUUCGGGCCUGAAUGUUAACCAGAAUGGUAGACAAAAAUACAGUCUGUGAUUGAAGUACACAGGAAAGAUUUGAUGACUCAUAAACACAAAGACAGUUAUCGUGCCUAAUCAUCUUUGUAGAGUAGAUGCCAAUCAAAUUACAAAUCCCAAACUGGGAAAUCUUGUGUGUAAACUUUCCUCUUGAUUGUUUGUGCUGUUCUUUGUUCUCUUUGUUGGUGUUCGGCUUGUAUAGAUGUUCACAAAGUUAUUUUGUUUAAUCAGCCCACAGUGAGACCCUUAAUUGCAAUCACAGUUUGUUAGUCAGUCAGUCCAUCACACGGGUCUCUGUUGAAACAUCUCAUCAGCUAUUAGCAAACUGUGAAGACACUGAAGACUUUUGGUACAGGCAUUCAUGAAGGGCCAGAGGAUAAACCCUGAGAGCAUUAUCUUGGGGAACAGGAGGUCAGAACAUUUUCUCAUCAAAUGGGCUUAUCUCACUAUCUACUGGAUGGAUUUGAACAGGAAAUUUGUGGCUUUUCUUUGACUUUUCUUUCAAUGUUAGUUACACUUUUUUAGUUAUGAGGAAAAUGCUUUGAGGAAUGGUUGACUGAAGGAUACAGUUUGGUUAAGAUAUUUAUGUUAAAAAAAGGACCUGUCUUGCAAACUCUGGAUUUUAGAUUGUACUAUGGAGAAAGACUGGAACAACUGUUACUGUAAAAGAGAGUAACUAUGUUAGCCAGAACAACAAUGACUUACUUGUCUGUGUGGUUGAAAUAAGAGUAAAUGAAAACAGACGUUUAUUGAUAUUGUUAUUGACUAAAACGGAUGAAGUGCCUUCAUGUUUUGAUAAAAUGAUUCCCAUAGUUUUUACUGAGAGAAAUGCAAGGCUCAAUUUCAGCUUGAUGGGAUCCAGAGUGAAGUCAAGUCUAAUUUAGGAGAUGCAAUACGGUAGAGAGUUUAGAGGUGAAUGAGAGGACAGAGAAAAGACUGAAGGGUUUAUAUACAGACAGAAUAUAAGAGCAAAAUAAGGAGGGAUUACUAAACUGACAGAGGAGUCAGAUAUGGAUGGGAAGAGAGAGCGUGCUUUUGUUCAAGAAAGCGCAUAAAGAUUCCCCCAAAAUGCCUGUGACGUUAAGUGUCCCCUGAUGGCUCCUUGUUUGAAAGAUGAUGCUGCUGAUUCAAGACUCAGCAGAAGUCGUACAGUUGAAAGUGGAUGUUGACGAGUUGAUGAGCUGUCUGAGAAGACUCAGCUCGUGGGGCUGAUGGUGUUGUUGUCAGAAACAAUGGGAUCUUAUUCUUAGCUCUGCAGUACAUAUGAUUUUAGGCCAACAUUUGAGAGUUUGCCAGAGAAAUACUCCUGAGAGGGAAUUUUCUCCUUGACAUAACAUUUGAUGAUGCAUGCCAAGUGAAAUUAAUCACAGCUGUGCAGUAAUGCCAAGAUUCAGGGUCAGAUUUAUGUGUUUGGAUGAUGCCAACAUACUACUGGAGAAAAACAAAGACUAAGCCAAAGAAUAUAGGGAUCCUCUUCUGGACAUGAACGCCAAACAGAAGCAAUUAUGUAGCCGCAAGUAAUCUGUCACAGUAUAAUGACUGGAUUAUUCUUUUGUCGAGUUGCCUUCACAGUAAUUAUUUUUUCCUUGCAGAAAAAGUCACUAAAUAUUGUGACGAAUGGGGGAAUUGGGUCGGGACUGAGGCUGGGUCCACUUGUCAACCAGCUUCAAGGAGCAAGAAAGAGGUAUUUAGUAAUUGGUUGUUUCAUUUCUGGUGGUAGUCGUAUGGAGAGUGCUUUAUAUUGAACCUCUUUUUCUAGAAGGAGGUCCCUCUUUAUCUGAGGGACUCUGAGGGGGAGCCCACCACAGAGGCUACCACAAAAAAAGGAGGCGUUAUGGAGGAGAUUGUCUUUGAGAACGAAAAGAAGUGCAUAGAGAAAAUGAAGCAUGAUCCACCUUAUAACAAAUUAGGUACUGUUGAAGUCUACUAUCCAAGAAUGUCAUACUCCAAAUCUAUUGAAUGUCUAACAAAAAGACUGAUAAGUGUGUGAUCUUGACUUUGUUUAUGUUGGUGUUGCAGGUCUGUACUGCAGUCGUAACUGGGAUGGCUGGCUCUGCUGGGAUGACACUCCAGCAGGGAUCAUUGCCGCCCAAAACUGCCCUGACUAUUUCGGCAACUUUGACCCAACAGGUAAGGAGCAACACUCCGCUAGGUUUCUUAUAAUUCUCUUAUAGCUACCUUCUACUUUGCUGUGUCAAUGGCUCAGUAUCAACAGCUAAUCUGUGUCAUGGGAUCCCCCAGGGUUUAGUUCUGGGUUCACGUCUAUUUUUCAUUUUCAUGUUCCCUCUUAGUAUUUUCCUUAUAGACAGUAUAAUUUAAUAGUUUUUAUUGUUAUGUCGAUGACAGUCAACCUUAAAUCUGAAUCCUGACCUGUCAGACAUGGAAACUCGCAAAAAUGAAAUCAUGGAUAUGACAAGUUCUACAAUUAAAUGACAGAAGUUUAUGUGAUCAGCCCCCCGCAAUCAAAUCAGUCCAAACAAAAACAAAAUUAUGUGAAGCCCUCAGCCAGAAACCUUUAUGUCAUUUUCGAUCAAGUCUUUUCUCGUGCCCUGGUUGUCCAGACCUAUUUUUGUCAGCUCGUAAAUGUAGCAAAGGGUCAAGUCUCUUUUGUCAGUCUUUGAUAACCUUGACCAUUACUACUGCGACUCUACACACACCUGUCUCAGUGAAACGUCAUCUCACCAUAUUCAGACAGUUUUGACAGAAACCAGCAAACACAUGUUCAAUAUGUACAGAUAGAGUUGUAUUAAAAAUGUGUUUGAUCUGAGUUGUUGUCAGUGUAUCUACUUUUGUUGUUGUGAAGCACUUUCUUACCUGUAUUGAAAAGUGCUGUUUAAAGAAAUUAGUAAUCCACUCGUAUAUUAACUCUAUGGCACUCUGGAGUUCAGUAGAAGCAACUGGACUUAAUCAAAUUAUUACUAUUUGCAGAAAAGGCGACUAAGUACUGUGAAGAAAAUGGUCAGUGGUUUCACCAUCCAGAGGCAAACAGAGCUUGGACCAACUACACACUCUGUGCAACCACCCAUGAGAAGAGGCAGAGGGUAACUUAGAGUCAUGCUGACAUUAUAAACAACGCUUUGGUGAUUUAUCAGAAACUAGGCUGACCAGUUCUGCAAGCUCUCCUUGUAACAUAAAUACACAAAGCUACAAAAAUAGAAGAUCGAAACCUUUGUUUUUUUAUCAAAUUAAAUCAAAUUAAAAAUAGCCACUGCUCCUCUCAGAGGUACUUAAAAAAAAGAAAACAUUUAUACUGAAACAUAUAGACUUCAGCAUCAUUACAGGUUUUGACCAGGAGCUCUAGUUACAAGAGAAAAUUAUUAACCAGCUUUGAUAGUGGUGGAAUAGUAGUUGUCAAUAUUCACUCUGACCAUGUAACCAUUUCUUCCACAGACUCUAAAAAUGGUCGAGAACGAAUACAGAUGCCUCCUGAAAAUUAACCACGAUCCACCUCUGAACAAAUCAGGUAUUGAUACUGCGGACUUAAACUCGUUGUUUCACUCCUAAUUUGAGAAAAAACAUACAAAUAAAAGAUAUUUAAACACAUGGUUUUGUUGGUGUUGCAGGUCUAUACUGUGGUCGCAACUGGGAUGGCUGGUUGUGUUGGGAUGACACUCCAGCCGGGACUUACGCCUCUCAAAACUGCCCUGAUUAUUUUUCUGACUUUGACCCAGCAGGUGAGCCGUAAGACUUACUCUUUCACAGGCUGAGUGCUAUAUUUAAUGUAACCAAGUUUAUUUAGUGGUUGUAUGAUUAUUUCUUUUCAGAGAAGGUAACAAAGUUCUGUGAAGAAGACGGGCAGUGGUUUCGACAUCCGGAGAGUGGCAAGACCUUGACCAACUACACACUAUGUGCAGCGAAAACGAAGGAGAAGUGGAGGGUAAUGCUCAAGUGUAAUUAUUCGAAAGAUUGAUAACCAUGUUAAUUUUAGCAGCUGUCUUAGAUUAAGUCUAAGUUUAAGUGUUUUCGACUAAAAUGCUUUUUAGUUUUAGUCACCUUUCAGUCAUAUACUUGUUUUUAAAUCUAUUAUAUUUUGCUCUGAUCUGCCACGUCCUUUUUUGUGGCCAAUACAGCUUUUUGAAAAUUUCAGGCAUUGAAAUGUAGACUCCUUUAAACUUGUCACUGAUGCUUUUAUUUGCUUUGAGCAUCAUCAAAAUGUCUGAAUAUGAAUAUUUGUCUGCUUCGUAAAUGUCAAAAAAAGCUGCUCACAGGAGCUUUGAAAAGACAUAAACCAAACACUUUUUGAACCUAAAUGUGAAAGUCUCCAUGUGUCGUAACUCUUUGCUGUACUUUUUAAUGUGCAAUGUUGACCUCACUUGCAGAAGGCAGCUGCUCAGCUCUCAGGAGACGCUGAGGUGGAGCUCUCAGACGAAGCCACAGUCAGUCCCAUGGUGAACCCGGAGGAGCAGGAAAUAGCGAGGAAGAAAAUCCUGGACAAUCAGUACAAAUGCUUCGAGAAAAUGAACCGAGACCUGCCCUAUAAUAAAUCAGGUAGAGAGAACAGGAUUGUUUGCCUGUCUGUGGGCAGAUCUGUCAUCUGCAGAGGUUAACCUCUCUCAUGUUGGUGUGUCAGGUCUGUACUGCAGUCGAAACUGGGACGGCUGGCUGUGCUGGGACGACACCCAAGCAGGGACCUACACCUCCCAGAACUGCCCCAAUUAUUUUGUGGACUUUGACACCACAGGUGAGCAGUGAAACCCCUGUAGACAUGAUGAAUUCAUCAGACUGUUUUUGAAUAGCUUUGAAGUGUUAAUCCCCUGGACAAGGCUGUAAAACAAAGACAAGCACACUUGAGAAAUCAAUGUCUGAGGAAUCUGUAUUUACGACUUGAUUAUUACUUUCAGAAAAAGCCACUAAGUACUGUGGGGAGGAUGGACAAUGGUUUCGCCACCCAGACACCAACAGGACGUGGUCUAACUACACACUCUGCAAUGAAAACACUAAAGCAAAACUGAAGGUAAUUUUUAAACUAAACUGCUAUCAUAGAGAAAUUGCACGGCCGCCAUAGUUUGACUGGUCAGCAUAAUCAUUGAGUUUUUGCACAGAGGUGUAUUUUGAGAAAAUGUGGAAAAUGGAAAAGAGUAGCUCUAAUGUAGCUGCCCAUGAAUAUUGCACAAGAAACCAUAAUAAACACGCAUUUUGUUCCCAGAAGACUUAACUGAGCUCCACAGAAAUACUCAGAGGUGGAAAGUUAAAUGCAAACCAACAGUGUGAGAGAACACCUGGACUGUGUCAAGAGAAAGUCUAAAUGCAAAGCUGACAGUAGUUUGGUGUUUGUGAGGUUGUUCAAAUGUUGCAUGGAGGAAAAAAAGUUUUCAAAAAGUUUAGAAAAUCUAUUUAUUUCACUGAAGUCUUCUUCAUGCUGUUUAUAUAGGUGUAAUGAUGAAAGGUGGUCCAGUAACUAGCUAAUGAUGUGAGACUACACGGUGUGCUUGACGCUGAGUCCUGCACAAAACCAACAUUUGCCCUUCAAACCAUUUUCCAGGACAGUUUUGCAUUUUUCAAGCGUAAAUCAUCUGCUCUCCUCAUGUACACUCUUCCAACUUUUCCCUCUCUAUCUCACUGAGAAAAAGUUUUCCAAAGAAUUUCUCAUGCAGUGUACAUCCAAGGUCGUAAAAACACAACUCCUCUCUGUUCUCCAAGUUGGGCCAAUUACAAAUAACAGCACCUUGUGAACAAAACUUCUGCAAAAAAAUAACUGCAAGACACUCUAUGUUACUUUUACUCAUUGUGCUUCACAGCUGGAGCAGCUGUUCUGGCGUAGCUUAAAGAAAAACAUAAAGAUUGCUGAUCGAUCUGCCGCUCCAUCUGUUACCGCAGGAAAACGAUCUCUGCUUACUCUGCCUCCCGGCGUCAGGAAACUUUCAGAGCAAAACGUCUCUGGAGUAAAAGAAAAAUAAAGCUCAAGAAACGUACUGUUGACUUGUGAUUGGAAUCAGAUGAUGCCAGCUUUAGCUUUUAAUUCCUUACUUUACGAGCAUGGACCACACAACAACAAUAUCUCAACACUGAGAUGCAAAAACAGAAUCUUUCACAUUUGUUCACAAAUUACAUUUAAGAGUCCUAAAAAGCCAUUUUCAGUGUCACUCUUUUAUUCAUGUUAUUAUUCCUAAUAGUAUUUCAAAAGGUUCUUUUUUCUUUGUUUGUUAAAUGAACUUUCCCUUCGUUAGUACAUCUAAGUUAAUAUAUUUUCAAUAGCCUCAAUACUACUGCUGACAACUAAUCUUUAAAAUUAGUUGUAGUUUUUUUUUUUCAUCCGAAGAUUAGUUAUAGAUUUGAAAAAAAUGGAUUUUUUUUAAAUUGAAAAAUUGUAAUAUAUAUUUAUAUAUUAUAUAAAUAUAAUAUAUUGACUUUACUUUACAAUUCUUCUAUAAAUAGUAGAUGACUUUUUGAGACUAACCCUAGUUGAAUUUCUAUUUGGGGAUAAAUAAAGUUCUAAAGUCAAAGUAAUUUUGUGUUUACAUUUGGACUCCUGAAAGUCAGCCAUUGAAAUAAAAUUACAAAUAAAGUGAUUUGAAUUCGACAAUGACAGAAUUACAUUUCUAUACUGACUGUUAUGCAUUUUAGUGAACUAUUUACCACACUAGUUCAACCUUAAAAUCAACAGUUUCACAACUUAAUUUGCAAUAUUGGCCCAAAAUGAGUGAAUGAAACAGAGUUCUGUGAGAAUGAGCUGAACUGAAGUGUGAAAUGAAUGUUUGAAUGUAGUCUCUGCAUCUCUGAAGAUAGCAAACAUCUGCCCACAUUACCAGACAAUCUGAGAAUUAUUGAAAGUUUGAGAGCAUCAUGUUUUACAGCAGAGGAAGUCCGAUUUAUGACACUCAGUGCUUAUAGCAACCCAGAUCUGGUUCAUAGUGCUGAAGAUGGAAAAUUCUUUCCUUGUGUGUUUGGGUUUUUAAAUCAAAACCUUUUACUGUUUUAUGUGUGUUUUUACAUUUUUUAAGCUGUUGAUUUUCCCCAAGUUUAAUUAGUAUUUUCAUUUUAUUCAAAUUUUCUACGCUUUUAAAUUAAAUAUUUGGCCAUGGCUUUGGUUGAGUAAAUGACAGUGAUUGAGGGCUAAGAAUUAAAGCUUAGGAGGCUCUAGUGAAAAAUAAUUUAGUUGCAGCUGGAAGAGGAUGAACAUGGGCUUGUUAAUUUUUUUGGACCGUGAACUAUAAAACCAAAAUUCAAAAUUAUGAGUCAUGAAUGUCAGCUCGUUUAAUUUAAUCUGUGUGAAGUGAAAGCUGAACUUUGAGCUCGCUCACUUUCAGAGUGACUGAAAUAAUAUUGCUUUAACUGUAACUGGAGGAUCUUUUCAAACCUGUCUGUUUAUUUUUACAGGAUCGUGUCCUCAAGAAGCAUCCAUAUUAAAGAGAAAGUCUGAAAAGUAAAUAAGAGGACUGGUGCUCAAACCUGCAUGUUUUAGACCCUGGUUGGAGAGCUAAAGAUAAGGUUAACAAGAUACAACACCGAUAUGCUCUUUAUUUAAUGAAUUUAAUGAUUUAAUCAUUUAUCUAAUCAUUAAUUCAUUUAUUUAUUCAAUUAUUAAAGUAUGUUUAGCACAUUAAGUUAUCUCUGAUAUUGGUGGUUUUGUUCUGGUGGGUCGAAUUAAGUGCGAUUUAAAUUUUUUUUUUUAAUGUGUUUAAAAGUUUUUUUAUCCCCUCUAUAAAUCACAGAAUCAUUUUUUUAUUUUCCUGCCUCUGAGGUCCUCGAAUGCCUUCCUUUAAAAUUUUCCUCAUGUGCCCGACUAAAGUACACGAGAAGAGAGGGGUUUCUGUUUUUAUUAACCUUGCCUUCAAACAAGAGCAACAUUCACUGGUUUUAAUUGAUUUUUUGAUACCUGUUUCUGUUAAUGAUUUCACUUUAUUAUUUCAUUUAACCUCCUCUUACUGUGAAGCACUUUUGGCCCACAUGCUUCUAUGCGCUAUAUAAAUUAGGUUGAGUUGAGCUGCGAUGACUCCGACAGUUUUCACUCAUCUGAUGAUCUCUGAAUCAGAACUGCUUAUUAAUUCCCAGGGGGGUUAUAAGAGCGAGGAUGAUCUAGUCCCCUACAGAGAACUCACUCAGUAACAAUCAGGGAGGCAGCCUCUUUCAAUUACACUGAUACAUUUUCCUCACAGCAGCAGUGCUCUAAUUCUUGAGAUAAUUUAAGUCUUGCCUGUCUAUCCUCUUUUUUUGCAGUCGGCAUACAUCCUUUUCUACAUGGCGAUUGUCGGUCAUGCUUUAUCCAUCGCCUCCCUGCUCAUCUCUCUGGCCAUCUUCUUCUACUUCAGGUAUGAAUAGGAUUAAAAUGGAUCUCUUUAGGAAGUUUUUGUUGAAAUAAUUCGAACUAUACUGUCUGUGAAUGUUUAACGUGGUGCAUUGAUACAGGGUGUCGUAACUCUGGGAUGAUUAAUUGGUGCUGGAUUUGGCCUCGAAGGCUCAAUCAUCUCUUCAAUGACAGGACAGCAGAUGGUGGUGAUCUUUCACUCAAGUGUCCUCCAGCCAUUUCAUUACUCAGCACUGACAGCUCUUGGGUCCUAGACUCAUUCACAGUCAGCACAAACUUUAUAGUGUCCACACCAACAGAUUGAACAUGACAGCUUUUAACGCUUGCCCUGCAGCCUGGCAGAUUUGUCAUUAUGAAUGAGGGUUAAACUCGUUGUUACGUUUUAUAAUGUUGUUAAAAAAGUAAAAUAAAUCUGUGCUUUAACACUCUCACCAUCUUCACUUUAUUUAUUACUGCAGUCGCACAUUAAACCCUGUUGGACAGCCUCAGUUAGCGUAAUUUAUACACAACUCUCCUCCACUCAUUUCAUGCCACCUUGGCUUCUUUGUACCGCACAUUUAUUUCAUGGAUAUUUAGGAUUCAAAAGCAGAGAGCUGUGACGUCCGCUGGAAGCGUCUGUGCUUCGCUCUUAUUAGAAACGUGUGCACCUAAGCGCGCUGCUCAUUAAGACCGCUCAUCCCAAUAUACUGCUUAAUCCCACAGGAGGAAAGCGCAUGAGUAAUUAAGAUACUGCGAAGGAAAUUCAAUGAGGAGAAAGUUCAGUAUGAGGUGGACAAGGGUUAGGGAGGUAUAAUAUGCAGUUAAUGUAUGUAAAAUGUUCAAAUGUUGAACCCUGAGAAGGAAAAGUUAGCGAGUGCCACACACACUGUUGAAACUUUAUUGUGCAGGAGGACAAGGAACUCGAUCGCCAUUAAUUUUAAUGACACCAUAACGUAAGAAAAUCUAAAAAAGAAACCUCUGAGGAAAGUUGAACUUUAUUUUCUGUAACAAUAUCUGGACACGUUGCCCUGUUGGCUCUGCUACUCUUGAAUGCAGUUGUAAAAUCUGACAUCUUGACGGGUACUGACCUCUUAAAAGGCAAUCGUUAUGCAGCACGGACCCUCGCUACGCUCUAAAGUUUUAUACACACUCGUAAAUUUAGCGGCCAUGUUAAGGGCAGGCACAUUAUCCUCCAAACCGCUGUGACCCACUGGCGUUCAGACUCAGCUACACAAAAACUCAGUGGGGUUUUCACAAUUUACACGAUCAAAGUAAUAAGGAAUUAUGAUCCUGAUAAUAUCCUUUUUUCUUCUCUUCCAUGACUAAUAAUAUUUAUUGCUAAAACACUUCAAAUAUUGGAGGCUGGAUGCUGAAUUAUAAGCUCCAGAUGUGAAGCUUUCUGUGGUAUGUGAUGGUGUCCAGCUGCACUCUUUGGUUAUUUACAACUACAUCAACACUGUCAGGAUUCCCAGAUAAAAAUACUCGAGGUCAUUGCGGAAAAAUGUCAAAAUCGGGGAUGUUUGCAUUGGAGACGGUCUGGCUAAAGAUACAGUGAAGAUUUAGUAUCUUUAAAGUCUUUUUAGGUACUUGGCAGCUCUUGCAUAUUCUUAAAAGCUUAAAUUAAGACUUAACUUUAGUCUGAGUUCAUCACAGCUUCUGAACAACACUGUAGAGGUGUGCAGUCUGAUAGAACUCCCUUGUACCAUUUAUGAGAAAAGCAUUGCUCUGUAUUUUUUUGUAUGUCUCAGGGGUUUUUACUCCCUUUCAAAGACAAAAUUACCCAUGAGCCACUAGGGGAUCUUGUUUCUAAAACAGCAGAGGACAUAUUUAUUGGAGGGCAUGCAAAAACACAUCUGGUGCAAACUUUUAUUCAGUAUAUAACACUCUGUGGGUCGCAGCACAUUUAAAUGCAGCCCUAAACUACCAUCACUGAUAAUAAAAGGCUUUCAUACGAAUGACUUGAAAUGAUUUUGGUUCUAAUAGUUAUUUCCACUCUGCUUGUCAAGCAUUUCAUUACUCUAUUAAUUCUGAGUGGCUGGCUGUGGUAAUAGGGGAGUACCUCAGGGAUCCAUUAUGCAUUAUUUAACAGCCAGUCCAGCAUGUACAGUAGAGAGCAUUUAGAGGCGAUAUUAAAGGCACAGUGACUGCUGGGAUUUUUACCAAUCGCAAAUGAAUAGAGUCCUGAAUAUGUCUUGUAAGAUAUUAGACUGUAGCAACAUCCAAUAAUCUCAUCAAACUAUUAGCCUGUUUGUCAGGAGCUACUUUACUCCGGGUCAUUCCAUCAGCAGGAACUUUUUUACUCGCUUUUGAUUUGUUAUUUGUGUUUCUCCCUGAAGAUUUCAUUCCGAGCUUGCAGCCCAAGAUGGAAUUUCUUCCUAGAUAUAAUAUCAUAUCCUAGUAUGCCAGCAUGUAUCUGAAACCAAUGACAGGAUCUGUCUCCAUGCAGGAGUCUGAGCUGCCAAAGGAUCACCCUGCACAAGAACCUCUUCUGCUCCUACGUGCUGAACUCAGCCCUCACCAUCAUCUACCUCGUGGCAGUGGUCAAUGAUCCUGAGCUGGUGAGCAGAAACCCUGUAAGUAUGACCUCUGUGGAUUAUUUAACCUCAGGACUACCACUUAGUUUUACACCAGAAGUGUGGAAAGAUUUUAAAAAAAAAAAGAGGUAUAGUGUUUCACUGUAGAAAUGAGAGUAAAAGCCUGCUAGCAUUAUUGUUAGGCUGUAGCUUAAGAGUGACGUUGCAUGUGCAGACAAGCACAAAACACCAUUGUUGCAAAUGAAUUCAAUUAAUGGUUAAUUUUAUUAUUUUUCACUUGGUUAAAAAGUUUAUAGUAAUGCAGAAUUUCUAUGGGGUAACUGUUAAAAAAAAAAAAAAAACUAAAAAAAUUAAACAAAUAAAGAAGAUAAAGAGGGUAAAAAAUACUAAUAAUAUGUCUACACACACUCUGGCCACCCAUACACCAGGGGCACCCCCGUGUAAAACUCUGGGUGCACCCCUGAAGAGGAGCACAGAAAAAAACUGGGACUUGACUGCUGACAGGCUGUCAAGUUUGUUCAACAAAAGCAGCUUGAAAACACUAAUCUGUUUAUUUUCUAAGAAUGAGAGGAAACAUAGCUGUCCUAGAAAAAGGGUAAAAAGGUGACUCCCAUAGACUGACUGGCAGAAGCAGGAUCAAUGCUUCGUCAGAGCAAGGGAAGUCUAUGUGCACACACAGCGUUUCAGACAGUGCCUCAGCUUCUCUUGUGUUGGUUCAUGAAGGUUCUUUAGAUUACACCAAUACUGGACCCUUCCCCUGAAAGACACUAUAAUCAGCCUUAAACAGCACAGGUCACAGGGGACGGGAAAAUCCCUCCUGAAUGUUAAAGCUGCCAAAAUCUGGACAGGUUAUAGUUCUCACACCUGAAGGGUUUAUUUUUGUUGAGAUAUUUGCAUCUGGGUCAAAGUGCUGGAUGGGCAGACCAAUGAGCCAGAAGCUAGCAAAUGUGCAGCAUAGCAGAAUCCAUUGUGAAGAGGAAGAUUAGUUCCACUCUAUUGAAAUGAGACACAAAUGUAUUCAUGAUUUAUGCUAAGCCAAAUAAAGUAGGAUGAAAACAUUUCUAUGAACUUCUUAAAAUUCAUUCACUCUUCAAGCCAAGUGCAAGUGUAACAUAAAUCUGUAUGUUUGAACAUACACAAGUUUUCGCAGCAGACUUCUUCACAUUUCCUAAUUAGUAUUUCAUGUCAAUGAACCAUAUCUUGGCAGAAUCGCCCCUCAUCGACGGACAGUUUUUUGCUCUGUUCCACGUACUUCUGACAGACCUUAGGAGCCACACUGAAUGCAUUAUGGAAAUUCUUUGAAAUGUGGAGCUCUGCUCUGGUAGGGAUGAUAAAUCUGUCUCGCCUGGAUGCCUCACUAUCAGGAGUGAGCAUAAAUUCAUGUGCGGCUUUUCAAGAACCACUCCUUUUUGGAAAGAAAGAGUAAUGAAUACCUGCUAAUCCAAUGCUUUGCAUUUGAAACUUUAUUAAUGAUGUGUUUUUUUGACUCUUCAAAAAUGUCACAUCUCAAAUCAGAGCAAGAUUCAUCCUGAUUUUGAUCUGUACCAGGAUAUAAGCCUGAAUACACUCAGGCACUAAACUAAAAAUGAUGUCAGAAUAUGACCUAUUUAUACGAAAAACGUAGAAACCGUAAUCUUUCUGGUAUGUAUUCUGAGUGUGAGCGAGUGAUUUCCCAGCCGUUUAAACAGUAUUUCAAACUCUGACUGAUUAGUCUGAAAGUAAGAAUAAAGAAAACAGCAAUGCACUCACCAAGUCCGUAAGGCUGGCCCUGUCUGAUGUCCUGAUUUACAUCCUGUCUCUGGAUCUAAGACUCUGCCAAUAAUGACAGAGGAUACACAAGUGUAAAUCAUUUCAUUUAAUGGCUCCUUUUUAUACCGUUAUUGUUUUUUCAACUGUUCAGGUCAGCUAGCCUGCCUUAUCAUGUCAAAACGAAAUCAGUCAUUGUGGCCCAGCUUUUCGAGAGGACGCAGGAAAAGAAAUCACAAGCUUCAUUGGUUGGGAGUUAUAAGUGUCUGUCGUAAAACUUGAUUAAAAUUUAUCGCUGCCCGAGUGAGACUUAUGAGCCUCUUUUCUGCACCGGUGAUUUAGGAACGAAGGACUGUGGUUCGAGAUUUGCUCUUGCAGAGAAAACAAGCUCAUUUUAUUCUCUCUGGUGUGGUGAUACACAGUCUGGUUCGGUCUGCCAGCGCUGUGGGGAGUGAAACCCCAAAGCAUAUGUCAAACCAGGGAGGAGGUUGAAAACAUGACAAACAUGCACAUGAUCUACAGCAGCUUGAUUUGUUAACCAGAACUUUGUCCUUAACUUCAAGCAAACACAAACAUUGGUUGAGUCAGAUCAAUGUCUCACAUAGUGGAGGGUUUCUGUGGGAAGGACUGGAGGAAGGUAAGGGGGGAGCCACAUGGAGAACAGUUCAGAAGCGAAUGACUUUUCUGUGUCUCCAGCCAAGAAGACUCCUGAGGGAAGAAGAGGUUGAUAGUAAUGCCAGCAUGUUUAAAUAAAAGUAAGGCUGCUCUUUUAAACUGAACUGGGAACCAGAAACCCUGAUGGGUAUAUUUAUAGUCGAUCAUGUUCAUGGCUCUCAGAGGGGCUAGGAGAGUAUGAUAGCAAUUAUAAAAUAGAAUUAAAGGAGAUCUACACUAAACUCAGUUUUACCUUCCAUUAUGUCAGUCUGGAGAAAAUACGAUGCAGCUUUGCAUGAUUUGUCGCUCUGCCUGAACCCCUUAGUUUCGGUGAUUUAAAGUGAUAUGCAGCUUGCAGGUAUUUCUUUUUACACAGUUCGGUUGUUAUAAAAUUACCUAAAGGUUAUGCCUCUGAAGAAAACAUCAGAGGCAAGCUACAAGUGGCACUUAGCUCUCAAUUUAGCCAUGUUAGCGUACCUUAGCUAGUUCUACAAUUCCUACUGUUAUGUUACUUGAAGCUUGUAGUUUUAAGUCUUUUUUGAUAGAAUAACCCAGUUUCCAAGAUCAGAUGCAAUACAAAUCCAGCUUUUCCACAUCUUUGUUUACAAAGGAGGUGAAGUGGGGCACAUGAAUAUUUUCAUAUCAGAUAUUCUUUAAAAUGUACAGUAUGUGAGUCUCUUGUAAAAUAACACUUGAAAGCAACUUUCAGAGAUGCAGUGAACACUGAAUCAACAAAGUGCAGAGCGGGUGGGUGUUUCUGUGCCAGAGGUGCCAGGGCAGAACGGCACAACCUAACAUCAGGCUGUGGUCAUGUCUCAAAACAAGCUGUUCAUGGAACCUGGAAAAAACAUAAUCACAGUCAUAAUCUGUGUCUCAUGUGAUAAAACUUUGCUGUGAAUACCCAACAUUGUAACAUUAUUCAAAUGUAUUGAAGUGUAGAUCAUCAUAGGUCUCUUUGAAGGCAAUCAUAUUACAUUUUGAAAGGCCACUACUGUCUUAAGCAUCAAAACAUUGAGGACAAGAAUUGAAUUUGUGUCGUAAUGCAUACCUUUUUGGAGUUUUGAAGUUCAAAUUAUGCUGAAAUCAAUAAGAGGUUAUCAAAUGAAGUCUGUUUUAGGCUAUACAGUCACUGGAAUACAUUUUGGUAUCAUCAGCGUAAGAUUUAUACUGACCCAGAUCAAAAGUUUUUGUCAAGUAUUUGGGGAUUGAUUGGUUUGAACCCUCUGCAACAAAAGGGUUAUUUAAAGCUCUGGUGGGGAACUUUAUGUUUGUAUUGGUUCUGGUGCCCCCUGGGGACAAGGUGCUACAUCUUGUCUCUUUGCAGACUUUGCCCACUGUGUAGAAUGUUUUCCUAUUCUACACACAACCACAUCACUCAUCAUACAGGAAAUGGUCAGUCUCAUGGAGCAACCAACAGCACAAGUGAAGUUUUAAAACAUAAGAAGUACCACUUUAUAGGAAUUAGAAAUGCACAAUGUUAGAAUGUAAAAAUGUUAAAUAAUUAAAUGAACUAAUAAGGAUGUAUGAUGCUGUGAUUUUUUAGGAGAUCUAUAACAGUGAGUAAGAAUCAGAAAAAAAAAACAGAUUUCCAAGAUAACUUAAUAGCACAAGCAAACAUCAGAGUAAGGAUAGGGUUAGGGUUCAGUAAGCCUCAAAUGUUCCUUUUAUCCCCUUUAGCUCGGGACGUUCAAAUAUAAUAUUUUGAAAUCAAUACUUGACUUUGUUUUGCUUCUUUUGGAAAGAUUUUGGCGUCUAAUGGAGCUACAUAAUCCAAAAUAGAAAAACAACAGAAGCCAACUAAGACGGGACUAGUGAGCUGCAGCAAUCACAGCUGAUGUCGUUAGCUGAAAAACUACCAAAUGAGCAGAAAAUCUAACAAAACAAACAAACAAAAAAAAAAGUAUGAGUAUGAAGUAUGAAAGUAUGAAAAGUAUGAUUCCAUCUGAAGAUUUUUCUGGAAGAGAAGUUUUUGUUCCUGAAAACACGCACUAGUAAAGGGAUAUACAGCAGAGUGGGUGUGUUGAAGUCAUUAGAAGAAUUACAGCGUAUUUCACAUCCUUAAGUGUGUGGGUAAUUAUAGCAUUAGGGGACCAAGAUGAGAUAAGAUUCACAUGAUUAUUACGACUAAAGCUGCCUCUUUCUAAACAUCAUAGUAAUGAUUUAAUCACAGGGACAGGAUACGUAGUGUGAAAUGCUGAUGCACUGUGCCCAGCAGAAAUACAGGAAUCUGCACCGUACAUGAGAGCGUGAGCUUUGAUAUGCACUUGUAGAGCUCAUUUCCUGUAGAGAAACGACACAAGUACAUUCAAUGAACACUCCAAUCUAAGGAAACCAUCAUUUCCAUCUCAGCCUACCUCCCUCCAGGGGGGGUUAAUGAAUAAACAUCCCUUCUGUAAUAUCAUCAGCAGAACAGGGAGGAAAAUAAGAAUAAAACUAGCUGAUGAUUUUGUGCUAUGACUGCAGAAACUCCUGCUGAGAUGAUGUCCAGGCUGUCUCAAUUGAAUCCUCUUAACAGAUAUUAUUUCAUGCAUGACUAAAUAAAAGCAGAAAUACUGAACAAUCAGCCUUUCUCUGCAGGCCAGCUGUAAGGUGUUGCACUUCUUCCACAUGUACAUGCUGGGCUGCAAUUACUUCUGGAUGCUCUGUGAAGGGAUCUACUUGCACACCCUCAUUGUUGUGGCUGUGUUUGCAGAGGAGCAGCAUCUGCACUGGUACUACCUCUUAGGCUGGGGUAAGUAAGCCCAUCUGAAUUUGAUUUAUUUGCUGCAUUUUUUUUCUAUUAGGAACUCUUUUUAUGCUCCCAUUGGGCUAAAUCAUGGCUAAAAAACUCCCAAAAAGGCAACUCAUGGAGAAAAAGAAAAAAAAAAAAAACAGUCUGGCAGGCGCAAUUUAUAAGUAGCCCCCCUAAGCCUUGUACAGUUUGUCACUAUGGACAAGCUGACAGCUUUAUUGGCCCUCUGGACGCUUAGUGCUCAAACUGUCCUGUUUUUCACCUUGUUGGGGACACAUAUAAUGGCCGCAGUCUGUCAAUCAAGUGAGCUGCAGAACUUGAUAAUUGAUAGUCAUCUUUAAAAACAGGAGAGUAACCUUGAGGCUUGUUUUAAUCCUGUGUGUUUGUAGAGGGCGGCCACUCAGUCAGGUCUGCCUGAGUGAUGUCUGGACAUGACUGAUCAUGAAUUCAAGUAUUUACAAGCAGAAAAAUAAAAAAAUCUUAAUAACCUAUUAAGGUUUUUUUUUUUUUAAAUAAAAACACGAUAAUAAUUAGGCAUAGAAAAAAAUAUAUGUUUUUUUUGUAUAAUCUGAUUACACUUUAUAUGAGGAUCCUUGUUAUAAACAUUUAUCAACUGUCAACAGGCUGAUUAAGACCUUGAAAGAUAAUUAUGGACAAUGAAUAGGUGUUAAUUAGAAUUAAUAAAAGAAAAAAUUACACAUUUAUGAUUGUUUAAUAGACACUUACAGGCUCCUAUUAGUAAUUUCUUAACAGUCAUAAUUACUAAUUAAGUGUUUAUGAACAGUAAUUUGACUUUAUUAACAUUAAUCACACUUAAUAAAGGUUGAUUGAGGAUAAAUAUGCAUGUUUAUCAUUUCCUGUUGCCACACUAAUUGCAUACAGACAACUUUUAAUAUUUAAUGAGAAUUCUAUGCACAUGAAAUUAACCCUCAGAGCCUUAAUCAUAAUUAAAAUUGACAUUUAUAAUUGUUUGUUAGUUUCUCUUUAAGCACUUACUGCCAUCUUAAUAAAAUAGAGCACACCUAACUUUAUAAUUAGAGGAUAUAGAACAAUAAUAAGAUUAUUAAUGCCUAUCAAAUACAUUAUUUUAUUUGCCCUUGUUAACAGGUAAUAAUACUCACAUGCAGCUCAUGCUCCAAAGCAGGAACAGAGUCUGAUAAAGUUUAAUAAAUCUUCAUUAAACAGUUAUGAGAUUAGAUUCGGAUUACAAUAGAUAUAACUUUAUUUAUCCUUUUGGGAAUGUUCCCUCGAUGAAAUUAAAAUGGACUUAUAAGUGGUUUAUUAACUAUGAAUUAAUGCUCAUAAGAACCUUAAUAUAAAGUGUUAUCCAGAAUCCCUCCAAAAAAGUCAGCAGAUUUAAAGUCAAUCCACCGUGUUUCAGUCUUUCCAAUAAAAUAUUUGUGAAGUAGUCAUUUAUUUGAGUAGGAAACAACCGACCAAGCUAACCACACGUUCACUGUUGCAUAAAUGACAAAUGAAUUCCCCCAAAUUCACUCAAGACCUCAUAUGGCCGUCAUCUCUUUCCCUGUCCAAGGCUUUCCUCUUGUGCCUGCAUCCAUCCACGCCGUGGCAAGGAAAAAGUACUUUGAUGACAAGUGAGUAAUGUUCCAGAAACGACUGAAAAUAAACAGAAGAUGUGCACAUAUGUGCUCACCGUUGUGUGGCUGAGAGAGGGGAUUUGCAGACUUAUAGUGUGUGUGUUUUGGGAUAUGUGUGCAUGUGUAUUUUGGGCAGCAGUGCGCACUGACUGAUCUAUUUUUCCCUCUGUAGCUGUUGGAUGAGCGUGGAAACCCAUCUGCUCUACGCCGUCCAUGGUCCCAUAGUGGCGGCGCUUCUUGUAAGUCUGAUGGUCCAAUGUUUCGGUUCAACCUAAGAGUCAUUAACGCAAAAUUUAUGAUUAUUAGUUUAAUAUUUCACUCGGACUAUUACCUCUGAGAAAGCUGAUGUUUGUUUUGGUUUUUCUCCUGCAGGUGAACCUCUUCUUCUUGCUCAACAUAAUAAGAGUGUUAGUGACCAAGUUAAGAGACACACACCGAGCAGAGUCCAACAUGUACAUGAAGGCAGUACGAGCCACCCUCAUCCUGGUGCCCCUGCUGGGAAUCCAGUUUGUCAUUUUCCCCUGGAGGCCAGAGAACCGGCUGGCUGGGGAGGUCUAUGAAUACAUCAUGCACAUACUCAUGCACUACCAGGUAGGCACCGAGCUGACAGCAUGGCACUGCUUUAAUCAGAGUUUCCAUAUAAGUACCAAGCCAAGGCUCGGUUAGAAGGUAAUUCAGCAGUGAAUCAAAACGCAGGAAAGUGAGCUUUUUACAGCCUCCGGAUGUUGAGGUAAUUACAGGAAAAAAACAAACUUCAAUCUAUGGAGUAAUAACUAAAAGUAAUGUAUGCUCAUCUUGUUCACAGUAUUGAUCUUCAGUGCAGCUCCUAUUUCCUAUUUCCUUGUGCUCUCUGGUCCCACAAGGCUAGAGAUGUAGAUGUUUUGCAUGCCUGAAAGUCCCCCUCGGUUAACAACCUUGUUUUCUGCCUCAUUAUUAUUGUCAUGGCUUUAUCUGAUUCACUGAUGAUUACCUCUUUAAAUCUGUUAGCCACUCCAUUACCUGUAUUUAACUAUCAAUUAGGCAUCCCAUUAAACCACAGGCUGUUUUAAUUCAUUUAUUUUAACAAACCUGUCCUUUUUAACUGCUUAAAACUUCAUUGUUUUAAAUUACUUUUGUCAGACAAUGUGCUGAUUUGUAUUCCUGUUUUUAGGGGUUGCUGGUGGCAACAAUAUUCUGCUUCUUCAACGGAGAGGUAAGCCCUGCUUGUGUUUUUUUGCUGCUCAUUAUUUUGAGAAUUUCUCAUUUGCCUCUCAUUACUUUCCUGAACCCUUCUAAUGUGAGUACGCUAAUUAUGAAAGAGCUUGGAGAUGCUAAAAUUAGCUUAGCAUACAGCCCAGGGCAGGUGAAGAGGUGGCUGAUUUGACCCCUUCUCAAAACCAAAUUUUUGCAAUAAAAGUACAUUAUAGAGACAUUUAUGGAAAACUUGACAAUAAAUCUUGAUUUGAUAUAAGGAAAAAAGUCAAUAGUUUGUAAAAUGGGAAAUACUCCUUUAAAAUCAUUGUAUCCUGAAAAAUCAUUGUGCUGUGAGUGACACCAGAGUUGUGCAUCUUUGACAGGAUAAUUGUUCUUUAGUAAAGGUCAACCUGCACUUGUUUCUCAGGGAUCUUCUCAGUUACAGAGCAAUAAAGUGGCUCAUUCCUCAUAUGAGGCUGUAACUCUAUCAGGCAAAACACUGGCAGUUUUUGUUUUCCCAGGACAGAUCGGAGUCUUUGUGUAUCUGAUCGAAUAUCAAGAGGUGACCCCGAUGUGAGGCGCAGACUUUGUUUCUGGCUUCUGACACUUGUGUAAAAUAGUUGAACUUCGCAAAGAUACUGCAUUUGUCAUUAGUCCAAAUGUAGCUGCCCAAGUGGCUGAAGCUGAAAGGUCACGUCAGGUGAGGUGAGGAGUAAGACGUUUAGAAAUGGCUGAGGUUUCCAAGUCCAGCUGGAAAUUGACUCUCCUUUCAAGUCUCUCCCGUUAGCCUUUUUAAGUCUGUCAGCAGCUGUCUGACUCAGAGCAUCUUUAACGUGGUUCAAACACUCCUCCGAAAGUGUGAGAUUCGUUUUCUCUAAAGCCAAGAUGUGAGGUUAAUGAUGUUGUGGAGACCUCUCUGCUCUGCAGACUCAUGUGACAGAUGCUUUCAAGGCUCAAGGUCUGCACAAAGUAAAAAAAGCAAGAGAAAGUGCUCAAGUACUCAAGCAGGUUGUUUGACUCUGAUGAUGCUGGUUCGAUUGGAAAAUUAUUAAAAGCUUUUUUCGUCUUUAAAAAGCUUUUAUUAUGGUUUAAACGAGAAAAUGGUGCCGCCAAGUUCUGUGGUAUGAAGGCACAAUGGUGCAUUUUGUAGCAUGAGAAGAAAGCAGCAAAGAGAUGCAAAACUGAGGGAGCAGCUAAUUUAAAUACUCAGCAUGGAGUGUCUGGCACAGAGGAGCUUACUCUAGGGUUGCAUUUCUACUGUAUACAUUUACUCGGGUAAAUAGGUCAACUAUAAGCUCAUUGUCAAGCUGCCAGGGUCCAACAGCUUCUUCCACACCAACAUUAUUUGUUGUAUAAACAAUGUGUAGAGUGUAUGUUAAAAGGUUGAGGCUUCUCUUUGGGAGAUACAGGGUCAGCAGACAAGCAGACCAUCAUCAGGAAUGUGAGGGUUCAUUCGCUUCAUCCACAUAAUGACCAAUUCAGUCCCUCUAAUCAGGACACAGCUUUCUGGGGCUGGUUUCAAGGCUGUUUUCUUUUUUAUUAUUGCAAGGCCAAACUGCACAGACCUGCCUUGUUUGUUCAAUGGUCCCAUUGUAAAGUAAGGUCAGCUCAACAAACAGCUUUCAUGCUGUAUAUGUGACGUUCUACAUGGACGCUCUUUUGUCUCAUAAUAACAAACAGUGGCAUCAUUUAGAUAAUUGGAUCAUUGUGAAUAAAUAUAUACUUGUAGUAAUUACAGUGGUACAAAGGUAUUACAAAAUAAAAUGAUACCAUUGCACUCCAGUUUCGGUUUUUAGGAAUAUUAUAGUUUGGGAAUGAAUAUUGCUCUCAAUAUGAGGUUUUUAUGCAUGUUUUUUCAGCAGUCAUGACGACUUGAUUUCCUUUGUGUUUAUGUGAAUGAAAAGUUUACAUUUUUAACAGGGAGGUGAAAAGUUUGCUGUUGUUGUUUGUAAAUCUAAAAUUCAGUGGGCAUAAACGUAAACAGAAAUGCUCGAUGUUUAAAAGUGGAAGUAGUUUGUCUCUGAACUUCAACUUUUCUCCUCAUAUUAAAAACUUUUCAGACUUGCAGUUGUUUUAUCCAGUAACUAGAUAACUGCUGAGAGUAUUAGGAAGCGAAUUGUGGAUAAUUAACGGUGUAUCAUCUGCAUAAAAGCGAAUAGUUUGAUUAAUGCUAUUCUAUCAGUUGGCUUUGUCAAAUAGCUCCAGCAAGAUAUCAGGUUGAUUGCAUGAAAUGUAUCUAUUGUUAUAGUAAAACAAAACCCUGAAUGUGCAGACAGGAGUAGGAAGGUCCUGGAUCACACUUGGAACAGUUGUAAACAACAGAUGCAGGGGAUAGUUUAAACAUAUUUUUCAAUUCGACUAAAUCUUUCUUCCCUGUAUGAAAUGAUGAUCUGGACCCAUGCACAGCUCGGCGGCAUUUCAAGAAAUGUGACUCUGAUGUUUGCCUUUCCUAACUGGCAUCUGUUAAUGUGAUAGAAAGAUGAGUGAGGCCCAUAUGCUGCUGCAAUUACACUCACAUCAGUUCGGAUCUCUGCUGCUCGGGUUAAUGUUGUCACAAGAUGGUGUUUACACGGGCUCUGCCUCACUUAGACUGCACCACCAUGACCACAGAUGAUUUGCAUGUAAAUUCAGAUGUCUGCUGGAGUGAUUUCGUGGUCGAAGCGAGGGAGACAAAAGUUUGGAGGAGUGUUUGUGAUGUGUCAUUUUGACAACAGAAGAAAUAACUCAAAGUGUUCGCCCUGGCAUGGAGACGUGGUCUGAGAUAUCUGAUGAACAAAAGAGUUUCAGGGAAGAAAAUAUUUUGACACUGACUUUUAAGCCAUUACCAAGCUACCUGGGCAAGAGAAGCAUAUGUAAUUUAUAUAGAUAUCAUGAUUAUAAUGGCCAUAAAUAUCAUGGCCAAAUGUUCAAACCUGAAGAGGCUGCUACAGUUAGCUCACUUGCAGCUGCUUCUUCUUCAAUAUUUCAAUAUUUCAUUUUUUAAGAAGAUAUUUAUCUUCAAUACUGGUGUACAGGGACAGACGUAGUCCUGAGGUUGUCAUAAAACAGUUUGUGUAUAGAAAGUGAUGCAACUACAGAGUUCCCAAUGUUGGUAUGAGGACAGUCAAAAAGAACAUGCAUGGAAAAAGAGGGUCUUGGAUACCUGAAUCAAAGAUCAUGGCUAAACUGGAGGACUUGGGCCCAAUCCCAAACCGACCCCUACACACUCGCCCUUCACUACUAAGUGUCACACCUAAUGAAGUUACACUCGCAGCUGUGGAGUGCACCUCAAUUGAAAUGGGAGGGUAUGAACAAGACGGGUGGGUAUGGGACGCCCUCCUCACUCCACCGGAAAAUAGAAAGAUUCAUCGCCAUAGCAACACAAGACACGUGUCCUGUGCAAGGCAGUGUUUAUUUUCUUAGUAAACAGACUUCAUGAACAGUUCUGAACUGCACCGGCUGCCUCGUUUCUUCAUCCUCCUAGUUAAAUCAUAAAUCCAGCAACCAUUACAGUGACAGGAGCUAAAUUAACCUUCUGAUUGUUAGUGAUUCCACGUCUUUGAACCCCUUUACCAUUUGACAUGUGCCUGCACAAUCAAACAAACCUCAGCACAGAGUAAGAUUUCCGACUUCCGUUCGAUCUUUACAAACCUCGUCUUUUGUGAUUUUUUUUGUCAGUAAGACAGAGGUGGAACUUAUAUUUAUAUGUUGUUUCCUACUCCUCCAUUUUUACCGACAAUUCCUGUUGUGAGUGAGCAUCGGUGCAGACUCGUUUGAAGGGCUGAACGGUCCACUCGCCCUCCUCACUUUGUGGUUUGGGACAGCCUUCAAUAUGGCCGAGCCUCUGCGGGGACGCACAAACGGAGGGAGAGUGUAUAGGGCAAGUGUGUGUGGGGGACGGUUUGGGAUUGGGCCUUGAUGUUUCGGUUGUCGCACCUUUAAGCUACGCUGUCUUGAUGUUACCCUACAUUACCAAACUUGGUCCUCACAUUGAAGAGUAAAAGUGUCCCCUAAAAAGAAAAUUUGAAGUCACUCUGAUAGUGGCCGUGUCUUAAAGCUGUGUGGUUUUGUGUUGUCCAGGUGCAGGGAGCUCUAAAGAGACAGUGGAUGCAGUACAAAACUCAGUGGGGUCAGAGACGAAAGGACCACUGCUCAAUGCGCUCCACGUCCUACACAGCCACCUCCAUCACUGAGGUCCCCGCCUUCAUGUACCACCAUGACUGCAACAGUGAACAUUUGAACGGGCGCCACUCGGACGACUCUGAACUGGUGGCGCUAAAAUCAGGAGAGACUUACGCUUAAAGCACCCAAGUCCCACAGAGGAUGAAGAGUGUAGGAACAGUCGAAGACGAUGAACAGAGUGAGGACGAUGAAGGUCGAUGGUUGAAUCUCAGAGACUGAUGCAGGUGAGGUUGACCCAUAGGGAUGAUACGGGUCUGGGAAUUUAAUGCUCAUGGAGAUGGACGAGCUACAAGGUCAACUCUUCAUUCAACUUUACAUCGCUGUUGCAGCUGCUUUUUCGAGAACUUUGAUGUCAAGAACUCAUGGCAUGAGACCAGGGCUGCUUUUCAACAUGUGUCACUUCCUCAAGCUGCUAAACUACGACGGAAUAAGACUGUUGAAGAGUGAACGUGGCAAGGAUUCCUGUUUGGAAAUUAUGCUACUGAGUAUGACGUUGAUGGUAACUAAAGAUUCUUGAUGAUGAUUUAAAAGGUGAAGUAAAGAACCAAUCCUUCCUAACCUCACCUAAACCAAAGGGUGUAUGUAGGGGGUAACGUGCUAUGAAGUAUAACACACACACAAACACACGUCAGCAGACCUACAAACCUGAACGUAUGUGCCAUGACAGUGGUGAAAUUUUAAAAACACCCUCUGUGCUAAAAGCUCUGGAAUUGUGUACAUAAUGUAUGUUUGUUUGAGUUAAAGACAGUGUUAAAAUGUUUCUAAAAGGAUUUUAUUUUUAUUUGAUAUAUUUUAUUCUUGCCAAUCCCUCAGUACAUGCUCAGUUAGUGUGUGUCCUGUGAUGCUGCACUCCUGACUGCUUUGUAGUUGCUGUUUUUGUGCCGAUGCCGAACAUCACAGGGCUGAGAAGCAAAAAAAGAGAGAAAAAAAAACAAACAAAAAAAAACACACAGAGCUCAAUGCACAAAAAGAUCAAUGACUAAAAACUUUAUUUUGAGGUUGAACAGCCACGGGAGUUAUUUCACUGUGUAUGAGUCAAAUAUGCCAUGAGUCGUGCCAAUGAUCCUGACAAACAAGCUGCUUCCUCUGAAGAACAGAGGCCGCACUGUCUGAUUUUACUCACAAUCCUCCUUUGUUGUACCGCCUUCAAAGUAUCUUCUGUUAUUUUUUAGAGAUUUAUAUACUGUCCUCUAGACAUAUUUAUUCAUGAACUGUAGCAUUUUGUAUGAACAAGCAGCCAGGACAAAAGAAAGGCUCACUGAUGAAGAGAUGACGAGAGCAUCACAUUCACGUCUAGGAAACACCCUUUCUAUCAUCCUCACAUACUUUCACACAAAAACAAGAAAGAAAAAAAAAAACACUUUUGUUGGAAAAGUCGCUAGAUUAUUUUUUUGUUAAACUUGGAUGCUGUCUUACAUGCAAAGAAGCCCAACAGGUUUCUAUUUGAAUUCAGUUUCAGCAAAGAAAGAUGGCACUCCACUUUUCGUAGCACAGCAGAUAAAGCCUCCAACAAAUGUAGACUGCUGUUAUUAAUAGAAAAAGUCAGCUGCUUGUUUGCAGAGGGAGAGCUCAGAGCUGAAAUCUUUGCAAAAGAAAAAAAAAAUCUCAGAGAAAGAGACGUUUUAAGGAUAAAACUCAACAAGUCAACAACAAACUAUCAACAAGUCUCACAGAAAACCAACUCAACUUGCAUGACUCUUUCUCAAUAUUUGAAGUACGCCACCUUUUCCUUCACGCUCUCCCCAAAGCCUGUUUUUCCCUGAAGAGUUUAUAAUCCCCUAAUCCAAUCGUAAACCAUUUACAAACACAUAUUUUCUAUUGAAGGCAAAGUUAACAACCCCUGCUGUCUUCAUAAGGACACUCAAACAAGACUUAAAAAGGGCAAUUUACAUAAGCAACAGUGUUCAAAUGUAUUUUUUUUCAGUGUAACUACUGAGAAACCAUCAGAAAAUGUCCAAAUCUGAAGUUGACAGUUUUUUUUUUCUUAUUACUUUCUUGCUGCUGCUUUUCUUCUUAAAGCUAAAAAAUGCAACCAUAAAUCUUGCAGUUGCAGUGCUUUUUUGAUACAAUCCAUAAAAAUAAUGGACAGUGUGUCAUUUUAAAAGCACAUGGUAUUGAAAAAUAUCAAAGUACCCCAAAACUCCAUUAAUGUGGACAUCGUAUUUCAGGAAUGUGAAACAGAGACACAUUUUUACAAAUUAUAAAAGGUGCAAGAAGGGAACUUUAUGGCACAGAAGACAAAGAUUUAUUAUGUUUUAAUUCACAGACAACUCUCCUUUGUAGGAUAUGUUUAGGGAUGCAGGAUAUUGGAUCUUUGUUGACAUCCAAUAUGCUGAUAUAUUGGCUGAUACUGAUAUUGAUACCCAUACAUACACACUUUUUUAAUUGUGAGGACUGCUCCUGAUCUGCUUUUAUUGUGACACUCUGUUUGUUUCAUAACCAGACAAACAAGACAAGCAGCAUUUAAUUCUCCCAUAGAUGAUAAAUAUGUUUUUUUGUAUCAAUACAUCGACUUUGAGUUAUGCGUUUGCUGUUGUGUCCAACACUUCAAAACUCUCCAAGCUGUCAUUGCGUGCACCUUCUUAAUGCAUCACUUUUUCGGUUGAUAAUAACGGCAGACAUUUCUGUAUUCUGCACCGAUAUCCUGCAUCUCAAAAUGUCCUUACUAUUUUUGAAGAAUUUUCUUAUAAAUAACUAAAUAUAAAACAGCAAUUUUAUUAUCUUUAAGAUUAACAUUAUCUAGCUUCCCCUCAUGAAGCUUUUAGUUCUGAUCACAAAUGUACUUCACCUCUAUCCAAUGUGCAAAUGUGUCCAGUCACUAUAAAUGUGAUUUUCACAGUUUCUUGUCAUUGUAAACAUAUUUUUUCAUGAAUUGUAUGAGACAUAUGGAAGAGAUAUCAGAGAGUUAUAAAAUGAAGGAUUAUGUAUUUUUCUAUGAACUUAUAGAGAGAAGCUAAGACUAAAUUUGUACAUUAAGGCACAUAAAAUAGGGCUUUAAAGUUUAUCUUCACCGUAUGCUGAAAAAUAUUUGUCCUAGUCAGUAUUGUUAGUAUCUAAUGAAAUCCAUUUAAAUGAAUAACAAAGAGGACCAUCCAGAAUUAUCUCAAAAUUCAUAAUGAAGGAUUAUUUGUGAGGAGAUCUGGACAUGUUCAAAUCAUUUCAGUCUAGUUUUGUGACUCGCUCACAGUCAGUCGGUCCUCUCCGGUAGUCCUCUUCACUCCAAAAUUAGGAAACUUUACAAAGUUGUUUGGAAAUGACUGUAAGAUAUAAGAAAGUAAGAAAGAGAGAGACAAUCAAUAGAGAGCUCAUCGUCGCUAUCGUGAUGGGAGAGACGGUUUUUAUGCGACAUGCUGUCACGUGUCAUUUCAAAGUAGCAUUUCUUAUUUAUUAUGAUGUGAACUUCACCGUCCUCUUCGUCUUUUAAACGAUGGUUUGCUUGGAUGUGGCGCACACUGUAAGACACAUGACUCUGAAUUCUUUGAGUGGGCUUAAAGCUUCUGUAUAUUUUGUAUGUUUCUUCCCGUGUAAAUAGGAGCUGUCACUGUGUAUAUAAUAGAGUUUUGCACUGUGAAUUACUCUGAAACUUAUUUUUGUAACCUUCCUGUCAUACCCGUGUUUGUCUCUUUCUCCCACUCAGCUCAGACUGGCGUCAUCUCAAAGCUGAUAAAAAAUGCAUUUUGUAAAAGCUUAA